Xyrichtys novacula (pearly razorfish) is the source of this 73097-nucleotide messenger RNA. The record is from the annotation of a GenBank genome assembly. Lineage: Eukaryota; Metazoa; Chordata; Actinopteri; Labriformes; Labridae.
GGUUUACUCCGGGUGCUCCGGUUUCCUCCCACAUCCCAACGACCCCUUACAAAAAAAAAGAAUUUAAAACCGGCUUAACUACAAAAUAAAAAUCAAUCAAAUAUAAAUUUCUUCUUUACAAUGGUUUUCUCUCGUUAUAAAUAAUUAAUUAUUGUUACACUGGUUUAAGCAUCCUUAUUUGGCUAUCUAGCAUACUGCAGUCCAGCAUUUUUAUCUAAAACCUGCAAAACCAACAUGUGGGCAAUAAUACAACCCGUUUGAAUUAUUUGCAUUAGGGACCUCCCUAACUUAAAGACCUUGACAGAUAGGACCUCUUGUCUCAUACUUGGUGUUAUUUGCUCAGGACGUCCAGGGGUGCAGAAGUUUGUGUCCCAACCCCUUAAAAAAAAAUCAAAAAAGGCCAAACUACUAAAUUAAAAAAAGGCCAAACUGCAAAAUAAAAAUUAAUCAAAUAUAAAUUUCUUCCUAACAAUGUUUUUUUCUCAUUAUCAUUAGUUAUUGUUAAACUGGUUUAAGUGUUCAUGUUUCUGGGAAGUGAAGGUAUCAUAUAUACGCUGAUGAACAGCUCCGUUGACAAAUGGCUAUCUAGCAUACUGCAGUCCUGCAUUUUGAAUCUAAAACCUACAAACCAUCAUGCGGGCAAUAAAACAACUUGUCUGAAUUAUUUGCAUUAGGGACCUCCCUAACUUAAAGACCUUGACAGACAGGACCUCUUGUCUCAUACUUGGUGUUAUGUGCUCAGGAUGUCCAGGGGUGCAGGAGGUUGUGUCCCAACCCCGUAAAAAAAAUAAAAAAAGGCCAAACUACAAAAUAAAAAUCAUUCAAAUAUAAAUUUCUUCCUAACAAUGGUUUUCUCUUUUUAUAGUUAGUUAUUGUUAUACUGGUUUAAGUGUUCAUGUUUCUCUGAAGUGAAGUUUUAACAAGGUAUCAAAUUUACGCUGAUGAUGGCAGUCACUGAAGCACAGCAAUAGAUGGUGCUGUUCUGCAUUCUCAAGUUACUAUGGUUGGAUUCUGCAGACUGCAGAAAUCUGUUUUACUAUUUGUACAUUUAAUGGGAACAUUGUUACACAUUAUUUUAAGGCAUUUGUUUUUCAAAUUCUAUUAUUCUUAUCAGUUCUGUUUAUUCACAUGUCUAUUAGACAAUUUGUACAUUAAUCCAACUAAUUUACCUUCAGCUAUAUUACAAUUCUUCCAUUCAUACAAUUUCUUCCUCAUUUUCUGCAAGGAAAUGCAAUUUUUCUAGUUAUUUUAGAUACUCCUGUGGUGAUUUUUACGAGUUAUGUGUUAUAAUCAUCAAAAUCAAAACAAACCAAAAAAAGGGGGAAUUUUCCCAAUUGUCACGGAUAUUAUUGGAAACUGUACCUUCUUGAGUUACAUAAUGGCAAUUAUUGAACUUUUCAAUAACAUAUAAAAGGUAAUACUUUAUUUACACGCAUCUGUGUACAGCUGAAGACAUAUUUAAGGAUUUUUAAACCCGUGGACAAAGUGUGUAUUCUAAUUGUAGUCCCAUUAAGUACUCCAGUAAUCUGUGAUCAGCAAAAUCUGCCUCUGGAUUAGGUUGAAACCAGGUCUAAAGUAAUCUGGAUAGCCUGAUUCUACAGGGUAAGAACGUGGAUUUGCAAAAUUGGUCAAUCUUAUCAUUUCAAUUUUUGAAUGGCUGAAUAGAUUGGAUUUAUGUGAAUCGCAGUCUCACACACUCAGAUUCCCAUAACCAACAGCAGGCGGAAAUGCAACACUUUGGAUGCCAACCGAGAGAAACCACCGAAGAAGAGGGAGAAGAAGGAGGUGGUGGUGGAGGAGGAGGAGGAGGAGGUCCGUGUUGCUCCCUCCCCUCAGUCUGUGAAGAAGAGUUCCGGUGGUGUGUCAUGGCGGUGGCAUGGUGAAUCCUGCAGAAAGAGAAAAAUCCUCUCCCGUCCAUCCAGGACAGAUUUUCAUGCAGAAAUAAGCCCGUCAGCUGCGGAUCGUUCCCCGGAUCCCCCCGCGCGGACAUGGCGGCUCACAAACCGGUGGAGUGGGUCCAGGCCGUGAUCAGCAGGUUCGAUGAGCAGGUAAGAGGGCUGAUUCAGGGGAGGGGUGCAGCAGGCUCCGGUGGUCUCCAGGCCCCGGAGCUGGAGCUAACCUUACACCGUUCCCGAUUAUCGCUGUGAAAGGCCGGAUAAACAGGAAUAAUCCCCGUAAGGAGAACUUAAACCGGCUUUUAUGAGCUGCUGCUGAACUCUGAAGAUGGACUCUCUUUAAAGCUAGCGCCGUCUUUACGUCCAAUUAGCUGUUUUAUCCCACUCCUGCCCCCGGAUUUAAACUCGUAUAACCCGUCAGUUUAUUUGAAAUACACCAAGAACUAUCACAUCAUCAACAUUUACAUACUUAAACCAUGCCUGUUAGUGAGUUAAAGCUCUGAAUAUAGCGCUGAGGGUUCUUGUCUGCUAGCUGGCUAACAUUAGCAUCAGGCCUAGCCUUCUAAUGUAAACAAAUAAGAUGAGUCUGGGUUAGCAUCAGGGGUGUGUCCAGGACGGUGGCGAGGGGUGGCAUGGCCCAAACUGUAAAUCCUUUUGGCCACCCGAUGUGCCACCCCAGAAUCUUUAUCAAUGAUUGGUUAUUGCCCUUAUCAGAGGCGGGACAGGGGUUGAAAUUAUCUGCUCUGACUUUAUUAAAACAGGCUGCAAGUAACUUUCUUGGUAUAUAUUUGUGGCACAUUUUAUUUCGUAGUUGCGUCAAAUAAUAGAAAAACACUUCAACUUGGAUUUAUCAGUCUGUUCAAAACUAUAGGCAACCCUUAAACACUAACUGUCAAAAAUACAAUAAAAUGUUUCAGUGCUUAAACACUCUUGUUGAUUUUUUUUUCUUUCUGAAAAACAGUUGCAGUUUUUAAGUUUUGACUGGUUGUAUUUUUUUCACAAGAUAAAUCAUUCCUGCUUCCCUUUGUUCACUUAAAACUCCGAUGUGGAGUCUCUAACCAGUUCUGAAACAGACAGAAGUUGAUACUGAUGCCUCAUUGUGUGCCACGAGAACAAACCAGACCAUCAGCAACAUGAUGAGUUAUUUUUCUAAUGCUUGUAACCUCUUAAGCAGGCAGCUGUCAGACAAAGUGAAUUACAGUACACUAUGUAAACAAACUUAGUCUACACUUUCUACAUCAGAGAUUCUCUUUGAGUAUAAUAACUGUAAUUUAAAAAAAAAACAGAUGAAGGAUAUUUCUGAAAUCAGAAAACCAUACUUAUGCGUACAAGAAAAUGUCAGCAAAGAAACAGAGGUAUUGCUUUGUCCUCAGGGGUUGCCGAAAUCAACGUACAACCUAAAAAGUCUCUGACAGGGACCAACUCAGUUUGGUCUGACACAACAUUAUGUGUUAGUUGCAUGUAAGGAGAAAGAGUGGUGGGAGUUACCAGAGCUCUGCUUGUCAAUGUGAUCAAAUAUAGGUUGCAUGCAGGAAACAGAUUGCUUUACUUUUUGUGGUUCCAGCGGUUAUUUACAUUCGCUCAUAAUAACACCACACUAGGUUACUCAGGGCUGGCUUCAGACAUUUUGGUGCAAUAUGUGAGAUAAGUAUUUGCCCUUGAUACACAUACUACUUUACUCACACACUUGAUCAACAGUGUCUCAUUAAAUCUUGAAUAACUUUAACUCAAUGCAUCUAAAGUUUCUCAUUGACAAUCUCACAUUAUGUUUUUCAUCAAGUGUCACAGAGUAAUUUAUUACAAUUCUUAUUCAACCAUCCUUUUAUUUCAUUUCUUGGUAUGGAGGUAUGAGAAAUCUCCCCCAAGACCUGUCACUGAUAAGCAGUCUCUAUUUAAUGGCUAUUUAAACUUUCUAUGAAUCAUGUUUUCAUUUGGAGUGCAUGUAUUACUCAUUGACAGUUCAAAAUUGUUGCAUAUCUGCUUUAAGUAAGCAUUUAGUGACACGCGUUAACAAGUCAAAUCCAGUAAUGUUACCACUAGUUUUGUAGCAAUAAAAUGAGUUUUUCUCCAGACACACAUAUUUUACUGAUACAGUUCAUACCCUCCUCCUAUUUAACAAACCUCCCUUAUUGAACAGGUGCACUGACAAGUUGUGCAUGCACACUUUUUACCCCCCUUUCUUUGUAGACUUGAGAUGUGCUUCUCCACCUAAGCAUGAAUAAUGUUUUCUCUUGUCCCACUGCAGCUUUUCUUGACCAAAUUGUUUAUUGGUUAGCUGCACUGUUAAACUGUUGGUGAAACUGCACUGUGGUAAAUUUGAACCAUCUUUUCGAAAGUGAGAUUUUUCUAUUCUAGUCAAACGUCACCCCAGUCUGAUUGCAUGACUAUUUUCUGUUGUUUGAAGGAAUUUGUGUUGUAUUUGGCUCUGUGUCUCUUAAGGUGUUUGGGUCUUUGGAUCUGGUCUAAGUCUCAAAGGAUCAUGGAUUUUAGAUGGGUUUUAGUGGCUUAGCUUGGAUUACUACCACUGGCUUAAGGUGUUAUAUCCACGUCUUGGUUAUAGUUUGCCUAAUCCUCCUCUAAACCCCUCCGGUCAGUUUACUUACAGUUUAAUUCUUCUUUCAGGUUUCCUUUCGGUGUUUUAGAGCACAAAGAUAAAACAUGCUAAUGAAGUUUUGAGUAUAAAAGAAAUAAUUUAAUUUCAUAUUUGAUCAGAAAUCAUUAGAAGUUCUUGUUUGUUGAUUUUCAGGUUCUUAAUGGAUUUGCUCUGAUGAUAUGGGAAAGUUUUAUUUUUUUAGUAUUCAUCUCUUUUAUGAAACUCUGUCGACCCUUUUUAAUGACAGUUGUCUAACCUUUAUUGAUGAAGAAGAUCAUGAGAUGUGGUUGAAUACCUGGAAAUGCCAGGUAAAAGUGCACAGAUAAAUAUAUUAAUUGAGUCAUUGAUUGUAAGAAAAAAAUAUGCUGCUAAAUUUUCAAGCAUAUGUCAAAUAGGUGUUUCUUACUAAUUGUAAAACAAGAUUUUGCUUUUGGAUUUUUAUGUCUGUCAUUGAAGGAAAUGACUUUAGGUUUUGGUUUGGUGGUUUGACAUAAGAGGUUGCUUUAGACUUUCAGAAAGACUCAUCGAAAGCUCACAAGUAUUAUUGCUGGGUAAUAUAAUUAAUAAUGAAACUAACUGGCAGUUUCCCCUUCGGAAGUUACUCCCCCUCUCAGAAAAUUGUCACACAGUCAAAUUGAUGAGAAAAAGAUGAAUAUUUAUUCCUUUUUAAACAACAGGGGGCGCUAUCUGCCUUUGAUUUUUCACGAUUGAUUUUACAUCUCCUCUGUCUGUAGCUGUAUUUGACCUGCAUUUUCACCUUUCUAUUUAUUAAAAUACAUUGACAUUGUUUAACGAACUGUUUGACAAUCUCUCUCUCUCACUCUCUCUCUCUCUCUCUCUCUAUCGCUCUACUCUUGCUAAGUAGUGAUUCCUUAAAGGGAUAUUCCGGCAUAAAAUACAUUUAAGGUCAAACACCAUAACAUUGAGUUAGACACCCCCUUGAGAGAUGAAUGUUGUCGACUGCUUGCUUCUCUAGUUAAACCAACUUUAGUAAUGACUGCACGAUAGCAAUACACACCAAUCUAUGGAUCCACACACAAACGUCAACCAAAACGCCACUUUAUAGCCACAAAUAAUGCUCAGAACAGCACCUAACUUCAUUAACAGUAUAUAGGGUCCCAGCUCGUAGUAGUAGCCAUCAAAUCUCCUUUUAACUUUGCCUGAUUUUUUAGCAAAGAGACUAAACACAACUCACCUACUCUCUUCCAGCAGACGCUUGUUUGUAGGGAGACCUCGACCAGUCCAUCAUCGACUGACGCAGAGUGACUCGGCUAAAGGAAGAACAUUUAUGAUCAUUUCUUCAUGGAAAUGCAAUCAGACCAAAACGCUAAGGCAGCAGAACUACCGCGUCUGCAAAUGAUUAAUAUGGUGAUUAUUACUUCAAGGAAACGAUGAAGUAAUGAUCAUAAAUGUUCUUCCUUGAGCUGCGUCACCCCGCUGUAGUGGCUAUAGAGUGGUGUUUUGGUUGAGGUUUGUGUGUGGUUCAAUAGACCGCUGUGUAUUGCUAUCGUGCGGUCGUUACUAAAGUUGGUGUUACUUGAGAAGCAAGCGGCAACAUUCAUCUCUUGAGGGAGUGUCUAACUCGGUGUUAUGGUUUGUUUGACCCUAAAUUAAUUUUAUGCAGGAAUAUCCCGUUAAUACUGCUGGUAACAGAUAGAGAGAUGUAAUAGGCAAUACUGUGAGUCUGAGGAUGGAUCAGUUAUCUAUGUUGGGCAAUUAUCAGGGCUGAGAUUCAGUAUUUGGCGGAUUAUCUGUCUUGGCCUUUUAUUGUACCGAUGGCCAGUAAAAUCAAUAAGUAAAGGUGUGUUACUUGGCUCCACUACCGGUGUGUCUUUCACUCUGGCUCUGCUUUCUCGCAUCACUUUGUGUCAUAAUGUCCCGCCCACACCACGAUCUGAGUGGCUAGAUGUCACAGGAGUGUGUGACUCAAAUGCACUGUGAGUGUAAAUAGUUAAAUGUUAACUACUAAAGAAGAUGACAAAUGUUUCAGUUUGGAUUAAACUUUUACUAAAGUUUUGUGUAGUAAUUUGUAUGAACCAGAAAUGACUGGAAUUGGUUUCAGCCUCCAAAGUUUGUACCAGUCAACCCCUAGUUUCGAUACCACAGGAGCUUUUGUCUCUUCAGGGUGAGGUAAUACAUCUAGGAUUUGUGUAGCUUAUCCUUCCUUUAACUGUCAUCGUUUGUUACAGCUGUACGUCCGAUGUAGUGUUUGUUGAAGUGCCAUAGUACUGUACAGGUUUUCUGUUAAAAAACGUUUUUACUCAAUAGCUUUCAUGCAGCUUGUUUAUUCAAUAUAUUGUUAAGUUUAACAAUUUAUAAUGAAUUGAAAAAAACAAUUUUAAGGCCAUUCAGAAGUUAGUUAUGUCGCUCGACGCUCACAGGUACAAUGGGGUCCUGUCUCCAUGCUGCUACAGAUUCUGAUCCAAAUUAGAGACAGCACAGCAGCGUCAUGGUCCUCUUCCUGUUUAUGUUCUGGCUGCCAGUUCUGUCACAGCCAGAUCAUCUGCCAUAAAUGAUGUGAGUGUUCCUGACAGAACCCGAGGAAUGUGAGUCGUCCACUCACUGCUUUAAGACACUGAUGUGUCUGUUCAGCUGUGCAUUGUGGCUCAACAACAAGCCAGUUUCUAUAAAUGUCCAGGAAGUUUCAGACCAGUACACAGGACCGGGAUCAAGAUCUUUAGUGGCUCCAUAAAGUCUGGAUUAUUUCUGGAUUGAAAUUUACACCAACAGGGGUUUUACCUUAUAAAGAAAAGCCCUUACAAAUGAUUGGGACCUAAAAAAGAAAAUAUCAAACACAAUAAUCUUCAGAUAUCAGAAGAUAAAAAUAUUUAAUUUCAAUCCGUGUUAUGAUAAAAUCUGAAAUGUUACCGCUGGACACCACACUUGAGGUCGACACACCUGAGAUCUACACACCUGUACACAGCUGCCCACAUAGGUUUGUAUUCUGAAUUAAGAGGAUAGCCUUUGGAUAAAUUUAUUAGACAAAGAAACUAUAAGUUGUUGCACAACAACAAUCAAUCAUAAAACUGUCAACCAAUAAACCCGUUGAUCACAGUUUAUUUGGGUGAUUUUUAAAACAACAACAGAAAACGUUCAUGUUUUGCUGUAUGUGAAUACGAAUCAGCUUUAUCAGCAAAUUAUGAGUUAAAAUUUGUAUCUAAUUAAAAUCACUCUAACUGUACAGAUACAUGAACAAACAGACAGAACACAAGCCCUAAAAAUGGUCCAGGUUUAUAAAUUUAGAUACAAUAUAUGGAUAUUUUAAUAUCUCAAGUUUAUUAACUUUUUCAAAAAGAAAAAAAUAUUCUAUUGAGUCUAAGUUUACUUGAGGAGACCUCCCUGGAGAAUCAGAUGUUUGGUUUCUAGUGUACCUCUGCUAGAGGUCCAAUACCAGGUACAGUAUCCUCAGCAACUGUAAUCCUAAUUGGGAAAACCACUCUGAAUGUCUAAAGUUGAGUGUUUAAAAUGUUGCUGUUGUCCAUCCAGCAAUCCCAAACCAGAAGAGUCUUUUGUUUACCAACAUUUUUCUUAAAAAAUAGAAGUCACUUUUAUGUCGAAGAAGCUGGGAGCAGAAAACAGCUCAGUGGUUACCUAACUAGUCUCCAAUCUCAACAUCAGCUUCAAGAUGAUGGCUUCACUGUGUAGCUCUCACAGCAGCAGGGAAUGCCUUUGUGAAGUUGUUGAGUGAAAUAUAAAAAUUAUUUUUGGCAGCAGAAAGAGUUCAUUACAAAUAAAAAGUACCAUGAAUUGUGACAAUUAUGACGAUGUCAAAGUUUAACCCCUCCUGUCUCUGUCUCCCUUCAGCUCCCCAUUAAAGUGGGACACCAGAACACUCACACCAAAGUCAGCACAGAGCACAACAAGGAGUGUCUGAUCAACAUCUCCAAGUACAAGUUUUCCCUUGUCAUCAGCGGCCUCACCACCAUCCUCAAAAAUGUCAACAACAUGGUGAGUGUGUGACAUGAGGAUAUUGCAGCUCUGUCACUGGUGGACAUGGUCACUGGUUCAUCAGCCUUAUAUUGGUUUCCAGCUUGUUUACUUCUGUACACAGGGCUAGGGCCAGUCUUACUUUAGAAAGCAGUCAUUAGUUUGAAUAAGGGGUGCACUUGAUCAUAAAUCACAUGGUUUGAACUGAAGUAAGAAAAUAUCUUAUUUUUAUUAAUGAGAAAAUGACAAUAAAAGUUUAGAAAUACCCACCUGCCAAUAACCCUGAUGACUGUGUUUUUCAACAUGUAGCUGUAUAACUUUUGUCAUGUAGACAGCAGAGGAGCAGGAGACAGAGAAAAGCUAUAGCUACACCACAACCACAGUAUAAGUUCAGCAGACUUAUUUUUGAUUGGUGACUAUUUCAGUAAAAAUACCUUUUUACAGCCUCUAGGAUUCACUUGUGCAAAAUCUGCCUACAUGUGGUCUGUUUUUUGUAAUAUAUUAAUUCCAUUUUUUCAGUAUGUAUCAUUCAAAAUUUACAAAAAAGAAACCUGAAUGGUCUACAAGCCUGAACUGUUGAUGUUACACUUUGUCAAAAGUUGAAUGCAGCUUUGAGAUCUUGCAACUGUAAUGUAGGCAUCUGCCGUUGUGUUUAAGCUUGUUUUUCUUCUUUUUUAAUCCUCUACAUUAAAAUCUAGAUAAAUCACUAAACUUACUGUUCAUUUACUUGUCUACUAAAUAUCAGUGUUAAUUGUGGAACUUGAACUGAAUUUUAGCUCUUAAUCAUGAUGUAUUAUCUGUAAGAAGCUGUAUUAUUUCCAAGCUGUUACAGACCAGUUGGACCUCCAGGGUGUUUGAACUGAAUCUGAAGUUCUAAAUAUUUUUUCUGAAGUUUUUUUUCCCCCACAAAUCUUUGCUUUUGACCCCAUAAAUGUUUCCCUCUGUAAUUCCAAAGUAUUUCUCAUCCCUUAGUCUUAGUUUUGGUCUUGGUUUAUGAAGUUUGCCGCAAAAAUUGUGAAUUCUUGUUGACCUUACAUAAAGGAGGCCGCAGGGUCAUUCUUCCUCAAGUAGGUUUACAAAUUAUCGUGAUCACAGGUGCUGUUAUUUUGAGGUAAACAACAGAAAAAGCAGAUCUCUCUCUCCUGAUCCUGAGUGAAUGAUAUUUUGUUGUCCUCACAGCGGAUAUUUGGAGAAGCUUCUGAGAAGAACCUCUACCUCUCUCAGCUCAUCAUCCUGGACACUCUGGGGAAGUGUUUGGCUGGGGUGAGUCCAAACUCCAUGCUCUCUCAUUUACAACAACAAAAAAAGAAAGUUUGUAAAAGAUUAAUUCUUUGAGAUAAAAUGAAAAUCAGAGAUCCAUGACUUCAUGACAAACCCUUGUGUGAGUUGUGCUCCCUUCCAUUCAUGUGCAAAGACUCAGUAUCUCUGCUGCUCAGAGACACAAACCUCUGUUAAAGCACUUACCCAACAUCAAUCACUCCUCCUCCCCAUCCUCAUCCCCCUCCUCUCCGAGAGUCCCUCUGUGAACCAGCAGGCCCAGAUUACAUUUGCAGACGUUAACUGGGACCCAAUGGGACCUGAUCUCAGCUUCCUGUCCAGGUUUUUCGUUGUUAGUUUUAAGAAAGAGGACAGGUACUUUUCUGUGUCUGUGGUUUUUCAAUUCAUAAGAAAACUGCUUUAAGACACAGCGGACGCUCCAACAUGAUUCCACUUUGUGUGGGUUUUAUAACAUGAGCUGUGGUUGUAAAUUUGAUUGCACUGGAACCUUUAGAACUUAGAUACCAAAAUAUUGAUAAAACAACAAAACUGGACUUUGCACCACUUUAUUGCGUUACAGAAGUCUGAACUCUGAAGAAACAAAUUCAUCCGAACUUCAAUAGGAGUUUUUAUUUAAGAAAUGUUCAGAUCAUAUUUCUACCUCCUGAUACUGGUGCUGUAUCAACCAAAAACCAUCACUGUACAGAGUACUACUGUCCUGACACCAGUGCCAGUCUUGAGCAAGAAGUUUACACGUAUGUGAUUUAACUCAUCAGCUGUGUUGUUUUCUCACAUGAUAUGACUCAAAAACACGAAACCUCUGCAUCCCGCCCACCCCUGCAAAUAAAUUAUUGUGCUUUCUUUCCCAAUUAGAUUUUUGUCAGAUCUAGGCUUAUCCCCUUUCUCGCCGACCAAGUGACUGGAGGGUGUCAGCCUCAUAUGACUCCCUGAAAACCAUGUUCGACAGAAAUUAUUUCACAUUUAUUUAGAUUUUUUUGGUUUAGAACUGUUAAAAUGGACUAAGUGAUGGUUCAAUUGGGCUUUGUGAAAAGUACUGCAACCAGUCAGUAGGGGGAGCAUUGACUUUACUUUGGCAGAGCUCGUGUGUCAAUUUUUUUAAAUACAAACUCUGAUUUUAAAACCAUGUUGUUGUUUUUUUUCUCUUUCUUAGCAAUCCAAGGACUGCCUGCGUCUAGACGAGACGAUGCUGGUCAAACAGCUACUUCCAGAGAUCUGCCAUUUCAUCCACACAUACCGGGAGGGGCACCAGCAUGCCGCCGAGCUCCGGGUCUCCGCCUCAGCUGUCCUCUUUUCUCUGAGCUGCAACAACUUCAACGCUGUCUUCAGUCGAAUCUCCACCAGGUAACCACUCGUUUUAAACUCGUCUUAAAUGAAGUGUUAUUGUAAGGGUUACGAUGAAGUUUGGUUUCUGGGUCUGUUUGAGUGCAUUCGAAACAGCAGAGUCAUGUGUGCUUCUGUGUUUCUUUAGGCUGCAGGAGUUGACAGUUUGCCCUGAGGACAACGUGGAUGUUCACGACAUUGAGCUGAUGCAGUACAUUAACGUGGACUGCUCCAAGCUGAAGAGGCUGCUGCAAGGUCAGCUCGUGUUAAAAUCACAAGUUUAUUUUAUUACAGUCGACUACUAAAAUCUAAGACAGACAAACUUUGAGAUGGUUUUAGUUUCAUAUUACAAGUUCAUGCACAUUUCCCCACACAUAAACAAGUGUGAAUAAAGAUAGGUAAAGAGCUCAGAUACGCUUCAGAUGGGUCACAUGUGAUUUCUAAGCUAUCUUUAGUUUGUUCUUUACACUCAAAAUAAGAUCAAGUUUGGAUUGGGGUUUGCAAUGUGUUUGUACUUUGUUUUUCCAGAAACUGUGCUGAAGUUCAGAGCUCUGAAGAAACCUGCCCAGCUCGCCGUCAUCAACAGUUUAGAGAAGGUAUAUGAGCUAAACUUUAACAUUAAUUCAUAAAUAAUAGUUUUUGAAAAUAUGGCAGUAAUAUGCAAUGAAAGUUUGUCUUAAGUUCCGCAGAGGUCAUGUGUUUCUUUUUUUUUCUUACUGUUCUCAGGCGUUUUGGAACUGGGUGGAGAAUUACCCUGACGAGUUCACUAUGCUAUACCAGAGACCGCAGGCUGACAUGGCUGGUAUGAGUGCACUGAAAACACAUUCAAUGCAGUAGUCUGACUAUUGUGUGUAUGCAGAUAUUCAGUUUACAAUGCAUGUUUCUGAUUUAAUUUAGACUUUGUCUGCUUUGCUCCCAUAGUCAGCUUCCUAGAAUCAUAACCACAACAUAAAAAAGAAAUAUACACUUGAUAAAAAAUACAGAUCUUCUUAAUAACUAAAUGUGACUCUUUAUUAAGUCACAGGAUAUGGUGUUUUUUUUUUAAUUUUGCUCAUUGCUCUUGUUGCGUGAGGAGCAUGUAUGCAUGUAUAACUUUAAUUUAUUGUUGAACCUAGUUUAACCAGCUAGUUGUAAAGAGAUGAAAUUGAUUCAAGUAUCCCCCAGUGGGACGUUGUUUUUAUAAUCCUGCUAACAGAGACUAAGUUAGCUUAGCCUAAGUUUGGUUAAAGUUUGCAACUAAAAGCAUGGACAGAAAUAGAAAAAUGAAUUAAAAAAAAAAGGCAGGUUUAAUUUAUUUUUUACUGCACUCUGUUAUUUUAAAUUUUUGACAACAGGACAGUUUGUAAGAUAAAGUUUUGGUGUGUGUGCAGAAGCUGCAGAGAAGCUGUUCGACCUGGUGGACAGCUUUGCAGAAAGCGCAAAGAGGAAGGCAGCCGUGUGGCCUCUACAGAUCAUCCUCCUCAUCCUCUGUCCAGAGAUCACACACACCAUCUCCAAAGACACAGUGGACGACAGCAAGGCCAACAAGGUGGAUAUUAUGAACACACUUACACACACUUUUAAACUUAACACACACUGAAAGCAGAGGUCGACUCCGGGUUUCUCACUCUCUCUCCUCUCUGCUCUUGUCUGGUUCCAGAAACUGUUCCUGGACAGUCUUCGUAAAGCUUUAUCAGGUCAGGGAGGAAGUAAACAGCUGAUGGAGAGCGCCGCCAUCGCCUGUGUCAAACUGUGCAAAGCUUGUACCUACAUCAACUGGGAGGAUCACUCCACUAUCUUCCACCUCGUCAAGUCCAUCAUCAUGGAUCUGAAGGUCUGAACUCUGGCUCUUGAUAAAUUUUGAUCUCUUUGUGUUGUGCUUUUCCCUUCAGUUUGUCUUCUGUACCCGCUUUAAUUGACCUCAAUUGACUUAACUAACCUCAAUAUGUUGCCCAAGUGUGAAAGAUAAAGACAAGAUUAUCUCGAUCUUUUUAAUGUUUUCUAUGUGAAUAGGAAAAGUUGAAACAUAAGGAGGAAUUAAAUAAAAUCAAAACUAAAUGUGUGUUUUUGAUGCACAACUUGAUGCACAUAAAAUAAGGACAUGUAUAUUGUGUCAUUAUAUUGUGUCAGCGCUUUAGCUAACACUGGUUGUAUUAAAUGUGCUUUGUAAACAAACUUGAGAUGAUUUGAUCUGACAAAGAAUUCUCCACCUUUCAUACAGUAUACAGUGCCCAUAUCUGCUUGUUCUUUCUUAAGUACUCUGCAGAAAUUUUAGGCUAAAAUUAAUCAAUUUGUCAAAGAAAGUAUAUUUUCUGUCUGCAACAACUCAUACAAGAGAAUAAAUCAUUAGUCAUUAUUUCUUUCUGUAAUUCUGAUGUUAACCUCACCAGCAAAGUUCUCUCAGUUGACCUGAAGAGGCUCUUGACCUCUUUUGUUUCUCCAGGCUUUGCUGUUCAAUCCGGCCAAACCAUUCUGGAGAGGAACAGGCAGCCAGAACGCCGACGUAGAGCUGAUGAUGGACUGCUUUGUCUCCUGUUUCCGUAUCAAUCCUCACAACAACCAGCACUUUAAGGUGGUGAUGCAUGUUUGCUUUCAUUUGUCAUGAUACAGCUUUUUUUCUUUAAGAUACUUAUGUGAGUUUUUCAUUGUUCCGCAGGUCUGCUUGGCCUCUUCCUCCCCUUCCACCUUCCACUUCGUCCUGGUCAACUCUCUGCACAGAAUAAUCACUAAUGUGAGUCUUCAGGACUUCUCACACAUCAGAAACGAUGGUUAUGAUAGUUUUGUGUCUUUAAAUCUUUCAUGUCAGUCUGUGUUGUCUCCUCAGUCUCACCUGGACUGGUGGCCGAAGAUCGACGCAGUGUACUGCUACUCUGGAGAGCUGCGCUUCAUGUUCUCAGACACCCUGAACAGAGUGAUCCAAGGAGCUGGGACCCAUGCUCCUCUACGUAUGACCCCGGUGAGACCACAAGCAUUCCUGGACAUCUUCUGCCCCUGAUAAUCAUACCCCCUGAAUUGUAUCAUGCGUUGUGCAAUGUGCAGAUGGCGUGCCUGAAUAAAAUCCCUCUAACAUCUUCCUGCUUAUACAGAGUCUGACAUUCAAAGGGAAGAUGAGCACCAGCCUGAAGUUCAAAGAAAAAGCCACAGACCUGGACACUCGAAGUUACAAGUGCCUCCUCCUCGCUUUAGUCAAACUCAUCCAUGCUGACCCCAAACUCAUGCUGCAUGUGAGUCUGACACAACAGCUACAUCAGACCAAUGCAAAAAUGCCCUUUUGUUAUACAGGUGUCAAUCUUCUGGAACAAAAGAUUUAUGACUCUUGAUGUGUUUGUUUGUGUGUCAGAACCCAGUGAAGCAAGCUCCAGAGAUGCAGAGCAGCACAGCGGAGCUCAUCACUGGCCUAGUGCAGCUUGUUCCUCUAACCAACACCACCCAGCUGUCACAGGAAGCCAUGGAGGUCAGACAUGGAAAUGAAAACACCACCAACCCUUUUACAGAUACUGAAUUCAGAAUUUUUCACUUUGAUUUUUCACUGAACUCUGUUUCUGUCUUACUCCUCCUUCUUGGUUCCCCCUUCCAGGCUUUGUUAGUUUUGCACCAGCCUGAGACCAUCGAGCUGUGGAACCCAGAGGCCCCCAUAGAGACAUUCUGGGACAUCAGGUACAAAAUAAUCCUCUAAAUUGUCCAUAGAUGCUGAUGCCUACCUACAGUCCUCAGUUGACUGAAAACAUUUUUUCUUUUGGCCCCUCAUUUAAAUAUUUUGUGCAAUUUUUUUUCAAAUUCAGAUGAACACAAUCAGUGUGAGGAAAGAGGUUUUAUUGGCUGGUUUAGGACAAGGAAUCCUGGAGAGUACUUUGGGUUAGAUUGCUGGAUAACAUUGUUUAUCUAGUUUUGUAUGUUGUACCCCCCAAAAAAAUAAAUAAAUAAGAUAUAUAAUGAUAUAUAAUAAUAAUAAUUAAAUAACAUUAUAAUAAUAAGUUACCCUGUGAUGCCACUUGCAAUUUUAACUCAAUACCCUGGUGGCUUUGAGGAAACAGUGUGGAUGGCAUUUUGUUCAAUCAGUAUUUAUCAAGUUUUUCGUAUCUAAUGUGUUUUUUCCAAGCAGUUAUUUCUGUUUCUUGUCCUGAAUGUGAACAAAAAUAAAUUUCAUUGGUGCUAAGAUUCCCCCAGGAUAGUAACAAUCUCUGUUUUUUUCUCCUAUCCAGCUCUCAGGUUCUGUUCCUGAUCUGCCGUAAACUGAUCAGUCAGCAGAUGGUCAACGGGACAGAAGUCCUCAAGUGGCUGCGGGAGAUCCUGAUCUGCAGGAACAAGUUCCUGCUAAAGAAUAAGGUAAUGUCCCGAAUUAGGAGUUGUAGAACUAGACUGUGUUCAAAAGUAAUCUGGAUAAAACACCCAGUUAUGAUUGUGGAGAACUUCUGAGUAAGAUUUGGAUCCAAAAGAAGGAUUGUUGUGAUCCCAGCAGAAGGAUAGAUUCAGACUGGAUUACAGACUAAAUGGAAGAGAACGUUUACAUCAGUAAAGUAAUAAAGUACUUUUCAGAUUUGAUUCAUACUUAAGACACUUAUUUAUAUUUAUAUUAUUCCAAUUUUUUUUUUAAAUUUGGGAGUUUUGCAUUAGAUUAACAGGAUUUUGCUCUGGAUAGUUCUGGAGAGUUAAUUUUUUAAAAUUGUGAAUUGAUCUUUUUAUAAUCUGAAUUGUUCCAGAAAUUGAAUCUAUUUAUAUUCUGGAUUAUUCUAAUCCAAGAGUAUGCCCUGGUUUAUUUCAGGGGUUUUGUUCCGCAUUUUUCUUUUUGGGUAGUUAAAACACUGUAAUCUGGAUUAUUUCAGGAGUGUGCCACGAUGGGUGCAGGAAUCCCAAUUUGUCGUCAGGCUCAGGCAAAGCUGGAAGUGAGUCUCUACAUGUUCCUCUGGAGUCCAGACACCGAGGCUGUGCUGGUGGCCAUGUCCUGUUUCCGUCACCUCUGCGAAGAAGCUGACAUCCGCAGUGCUGCUGACGAAGUCUCCGUCCAGACCAUCCUGCCAAACUACGCCACCUUCAGCGAGCUGGCCUCUGUUAGCAACAUAAUGGGGACAGGUUGGUGCUGCUGAGGGACACCUGAAACGAUUGGUCUGUCAGUGCAGGAGUCCUUCUCUUAUUUCACAUCGAUCAUUAUGUUUAAAUAUGUUCAAGGUCUGUGGCCAGGUCAAAUUAAUCAUCAGGCUGUUUAAGACUUACUAACUGCAGAGAUAAUUUUAUUAACUGCCAACUUUAAGGGAGUUUAAAACUAUUUAUAUCACCUUUAAAAGAGUUUGAUUAUUUUUCUAUAAUAAACUGGAGUGAUAUUUGUCCCAGCUUGCUAAAUUAGAAUAUUUACUGGUUCUUUUCUUUUCUACAACAUUAGACUGAAUGUUGUCGGAGUGUGGACAAAAACAGACAUUAAGGGAUGACCCCUUAGAUUUAAGAAGGAUACAAAUGACCCCUUUUAGCUAUUUUGUGCGACCAAAGAAGCCAUCAAUAAAUCAAGAAAACUACAGACAGAUAUAACUCCAGUCAAAAUAACCUUUUUUGUAGCCCUGCAUGCAGCCAAAGAUUUUCCUUUAUGUCUUUCAGUCAUAAGUUAAAGCCAUCAGUUGACUGGUUGUUGUUUGUAAGUGAUUUAUUUAUUUUUUUUAUAGUGUAUAAAUCCUUCCUGUGGAAAAUAUGAUAAACAUUCUAACAUGUUGUUGUUGUUUCUACAGGCCGCUCCACCCUGCAAAAAAGAGUGAUGGCCUUACUGAGGAGGAUAGAGCACCCCACUCCUGGAAACAUCGAGGUAACAUUCACUCCAUAAUGACCUUUUUGAACUGAAAGUUAGGAUUGUAGAAGAAUUACACUCAUACUGUACAAAAUAUUUUUACUGUCAAAUUUAAUCUUCUAAUAGGAGAAAAAAUGUCAAAUAUGUGUCACACAUACUUCUGUAGCUAAAAUGUUUUGUAUUUUUUAAAUUGGCUUUCUUUUUUAUUCUGUACUAAAUUCUUCAAUGUUUUCUCCUACAGGCUUGGGAGGACACUUUCACUAAAUGGGAUCAAGUCACCAAACAGAUUCUCAACUUUCCCAAAAACAAAGCAGAUGAUGGGCAGGUAAGCUGAGAGAAAGACCCAAAUGUUUUUGUGUUUCACAAUCAAGUCCAUCAGCAGACUGUACUCAUGGUACAGGUUUUUAAAUUAAAUUCCUAUUUACAUCAAAACUCAAACAAGCUGUUAGUUUUCAUGACUGGGCUAGGGGCAUUUUGAUGAUUUCUGAUACUAUACUGUUUUUACAGGACUUUUACACUUUUACACUUGAUUGUUUGUUUUAUCUUGUUGAACUAUUUUAUUCUCUUGAUAAAUUGAGCUUUUCUUGUAAAGAAAAAUUUUGUUUUUUUUUGUGAUAAACUUAACUUUUCGGAGCUCGGUUAGAGUUGCCCUCUCUAGUUUUUCAUCUUUUAGAGUAAGUUUUAAUGACAGCUGGACCCUAUCAUUAAAAGUAUUGGGUUAAAGUAUCAUAAAUAAAAUCCAAAGUCUUGAUAGUUGAGUGAUAAAUUAGAUCUCCAGCCUGUGAUCGAAUUCAAGUGGUGGAAGAGGUCAGACCCUGAACUUUUCAAUACCACAGAGUAAAACACUCCACUGAGAGAUGGUUGAUAAACUCUGUUAGGUACAGUUUCUGCUGUUCAUUGUCUCUUUCUCUGUCCUCCCUGCAGCAGGAGUGGAUCAACAUGACUGGCUUCCUCUGUGCUCUGGGUGGUGUCUGUCUCCAGCAACGCAGCACCCCUGGCCCUGCCACCUACAGCCCCCCCAUGGGUCCCAUGAGUGAACGCAAGCACUCCAUGAUCUCCAUGGGCCCCUGUGAUGUGUCCAACCCAAUCGGCUCCUCAUGCUCCUCCUCAGCCUCCAGCGAGACACCUGUCAGCCGCUUCCUGGACCGCCUGCUUGCCCUACUUGUCUGCGGACAUGACCGGGUCGGCCUCCACGUCCGCACUAAUGUCAAAGAUCUGCUGGGGCUGGAGCUGAGCCCAGCUCUCUACCCCAUGCUCUUUAACAAGCUGAGGAACAGUAUUGGAAAGUUUUUCGACACACAGGGGCCGGUGAGUCAGACCAAGUAUUCUGCAUACUCAUAGUUGUAAAACAGAGAUGUUUGUAAAAUAGGGACUUUAUUCAUGAAGUCUUAACCUGGGUGUUGAAAGCAGCUGGGGAAGUUUGGGUCAGAUGUUAACCAGCAGUUUUUUGGGCAGUUUGUAAAUUCAGCUGGAAAUAAGACUUAUUUCUGACCUGGGCCUUUUCAAAUCUCGAUUGAAAACUAUUUAUUUAUGCUGGCUUUAAAUACCCCGUAGCAUGGUGACACUUAAAUGUAUUGCAUUGUAUCUUGUUCUUUUUUAUUGCUCCUAUUGUUUUUAUCUAUUCAUUUUUACUAUGUAUUGUAAAGCACUUUGGUUCACCGAAAGGGUUGUUAUAAAGGGCUGUAUAAAUAAAGAACGUUUACAUUUACAUUAGUUAUACUUUUGUGUUUUAUAUUUUUGUGGUUCUCAUGUCUGUAGGUUCCUAUCAAUGACACCAACACCCAGUUUGUGGAGCAGACCAUCGCCAUCAUGAAGAACCUUCUGGAUAACCACACAGAGGGCAGCUCUGAACACCUGGGACAGGCCAGCAUUGAGACCAUGAUGCUCAACCUGGUCAGGUCAGUCCUCGCCUGUGGACCAUCACCUGACAUGGUGGAAAGAAAACUUUUUAUUGUUGUUUGAACUGUUGUGUCUUGCACUCUGACCUUCAGGUUGUUUGAAAACUCUUGUUUUUAAAGGUGAUUAUAAAUUGAUGUUUUAUUAUCAGGUAUGUGCGCAUCCUGGGAAACGUGGUCCAUGCGAUCCAGAUUAAGACCAAACUGUGUCAGCUGGUGGAGGUGAUGAUGGAGCGACGAGACGACCUGUCCUUCUGUCAGGAGAUGAAGUUCAGGUUAGUGACAGUAGCUUAUUGUUUGAUAAACAUACAAGAGCUCAGUGAUUAAUAGACUUAAACAAUUAAUUUGAAUAUAUAGUUUAGACCUCCUGCCAGUAUUUUGAUCUUCAAAGGUAGUGAGAAGCAGGGUUAAGUAUUGAGAUCAAGCGUUAUUAGUGAACUCAUUUUUAUAACACGUAAUUACAAAGUGCUUUGCUAAACCCAAGAAAAUUUUUUUUACAAGAAAUCAAGAACAAGAAAUCAGCAUUAGAGAAAGAUUAAUCACAGACAGACCAGACUUGAAGAAACAAAAAUAUGAGAAUAAGAUCUCUCCUUCAAAAUUUGCCAGAAAUUAGCCAGAAUAAAUUGAAAUAGUUUGUAAGUUAAACUCAGGUUUGUUUUAAAAGUCACUGCAGGAGCCUUUUCUUAUCAUUUACUGUUAUCUCGGCUGAUUUUUAGAGUCUCACUCCUGGUGUUUUUUUUUUUUUUUGCAGGAACAAGAUGGUGGAGUAUCUGACCGACUGGGUGAUGGGAACCUCCAACCAGGCUGCUGAUGACGACAUCAAGUGUCUGACCAGGUGCAGCUUCUUUGUAUUCUUCCAGUGAAUUUAAUGUCAUGGACCAAGAAGCCCCCCUUCACUCUUACCUCCUUUUCAUGUAUGUGUGUGCAGGGACCUGGACCAGGCCAGUAUGGAGGCUGUGGUGUCUCUGUUAGCUGGUCUUCCUUUGCAGCCAGAGGAAGGGGAUGGAGUCGAACUGAUGGAGGCUAAGUCUCAGCUGUUCCUCAAGUAAGAACAAAACCUGUACUCCUCCCAGUAACACAUUCAUCAGACCCCAAAGAUUUUUCCAGGAGUUACAGCUGCAGUGGUCUCUGUUCUUCAUCAUUUCUGUGUGAUUUGGAGAAGUAAAUCUGUGUAAUGAGCUGCAGGGAAUACUGUCACCUCUUUAUGAAGAUGAUCUGACACUAUUUUAGACAAUACUGACACUGUUGAUGUGCAUGCAGCCUCUUUCCCUCACCAUCUUUUACCAUUGUGGCCAUCAUUUAUAGCUUGCAUCCAGCUUUUCAGCUUUCAUCCACCAGGUGGUGUCCUCACCAAGUUAGAAGAGUUUACUCUCAGAUGGGAAAGAAGUGCAGCUUUUACAGUUUGAGGAAUCAUAGUCAGAGAAAAAUGAGGAAUGAUAAAUGUGUCAAAAUGUGUAUAAAAUAAAAGAUGGUAGGAAACUCCUCAAAUCUUUCACUGAUAAAUUCUGUUGUGUUAUUUGGCUUGCAGGUACUUCACCCUCUUCAUGAACCUCCUGAAUGACUGCAGCGAGGUGGAGGAUGAGGGACAGGCAGUUGGAGGACGCAAGAGAGGGAUGUCCCGUCGUCUCGCCUCCCUUCGUCACUGCACUGUCCUUGCCAUGUCCAACCUGCUCAACGCCAACGUGGACAGUGGCCUCAUGCACUCUAUAGGUAAGUCAGCAUCAAACACCACUAAUGCACCCUCUGAGAUAAGUUUUUUUUUUUCCGUUCACCAGAGUUCCCGUGUCCCUCCUCUUUCAGGUCUAGGCUACCACAAAGACCUGCAAACCAGAGCCACUUUCAUGGAGGUGCUGACCAAGAUCCUGCAGCAGGGGACUGAGUUUGACACCUUGGCAGAGACGGUGCUGGCUGACCGCUUUGAGAGGCUGGUGGAGCUUGUCACCAUGAUGGGGGACCAGGGGGAGCUGCCCAUCGCCAUGGCACUUGCCAAUGUUGUUCCUGGGUCUCAAUGGGUAGGUACCUAAUAGACUACCAAAAUUUAUACUUUGAUAUGAUACAAGUGAAAUCAGUUGGUAUUAGUGCCUAUUCUGAUAUCACGGCAACAAAACUUAAAUUCCUGGGCAACUUAAUCAUAUUCAGUGUAUCUAAAGAACAGAAAAUUAACAGAAAAGUACCUCAUCUGGAUCUAGACUAUUUUUAGUGAAAUUACAGUUUGUACUCAGACUAGCAGAGGACAUACAUUAUUUUAAGUAGCUCUUUGCACAGGUGCAUUGAAACAAACAAGGCAUGCAAUAAAAAAACUACAUGUGCAGACACUUGUACAGUUGUCCCACUCAGUCUGAACAAACAGCCCUCUCUCUAAAAACUAAAACAGACAUUUGGAAGUUGUUAAAAUUUUAAGAAAAAAAACUCGAACACGAAAUCAGAGACACAUAAAGUUUUUUUCAGUCCCGGUUUGAUUCCAUCCAUUUUCAAAAACAUUGGAUAAAAAACAAAAAACAGUGCUCUACUUGUUGUGAAGAGAUGCCUCUGUGUUAAAGUGUUUUUUAAAUUUUUUUUAUGUUUUGUUAGGAUGAGCUGGCCCGAGUCCUGGUAACGCUGUUUGACUCCCGUCACCUGCUCUACCAGCUGCUCUGGAACAUGUUCUCCAAAGAGGUAGAGCUGGCCGACUCCAUGCAGACUCUGUUCAGAGGAAACAGCCUGGCCAGCAAGAUCAUGACCUUCUGUUUUAAGGUAAAAACACUCCUGGAUGAUGUGACAUACUUGCCCACAGGAUGUGUUGUAGGUGUGUUACUGACUGUAAUUGAUGCGACCAGGUGUACGGGGCGGCGUACCUGCAGAAGCUGCUGGAGCCAUUACUUCGAGGAGUUAUAGCCACACCUGAACACUUCAGCUUUGAAGUGGACCCCACAAGGUGAGUACCUGCAUCUCUAAUCAGGUUGUCUCUGGUUUGAGCUGACCUAUAGUUUUUUUAAUGUUUUCUAUUUGUAAUAUUGACAAGGCAUUGAAAUUUAGGAAAAAACUCUUCAUGGUGACAUUUAAGAACACUGAUCUUAAAAAUGCGUAUGAUAUCAUAUUCAACAGUUUUGCCUGCAGUGCAAAUGAAAAACCCCGCCAUGCCCACACAGCUGUUUUUUUUUAUCCCACCAUCAUCAGAUAUGUGCUCAUUUGGAUUCAGUCAUUCUUGUUUUGGGUCUCUGUGCUGCCCCUCAGUCUCUCAGUCUCAUCUCUGUAUCAAGCAGAUUCACCUCUCAUUCUCCUUUUCACAGAUUUUGGCAGGUGUGCUGCGAAAACUGUCUGUCAACUACAUCCCAUCUGCUUAGCUAAUAUAAACACACUACAGUAGCUGAGUACCUUAACUAGCAUGAGUUGGCCAAUGUGCUUGUGAUAGUAAACCAAAACAGAGCCGAGAAUAAUAAUUUGUUGAAUACAUUUAUUUCAUCAGAUGAACUAUGUUUUAUAUGUUGGGGUUAUAAGUAUAAGUAUUGAAAACUCAAAAAAAUGUUACAGAAAUGACACUUUAACAUCAUAUUUUUCAUAUUCUCUCAUGGUUGUAUUUGACCUAUACAGGAAAUUACCAACAAAGAGCCUAGUUUUGCACAAGAAAUAAUCUAAAAUGUCAGCUUGCAUGCUUGACCUCUAUUGUCUUCUUGCCUCCACAACUGAAAUAUUCUCUGGAGCAAACACUGACUCUAUUUCCUGAGUUGUUGCCCUUGUUUAUCACAUCCCUUAAUAAUGCUGCCAGUGGGGAGACACUUGUCUGCUGAAGGUCUGUUCUCUCAUGGUUAGAGACUGAAAACGCCUCUGUGGACUUCUCUGCUUUGUCUCUUCAGGCUGGAGCAGGGGGAGAACCUGGAGGAGAACCAGAGGAACCUGCUGCAGAUCACUGAGCGCUUCUUUCAGGCCAUCAUCGGCUCUUCCAGCGAAUUCCCCCCUCAGCUUCGCAGCGUCUGCCACUGUCUCUACCAGGUACAACCCCAUCUCACACCACGCCCCUCCCCAGCUGCUCACUCACCAGCCUCUCUGCCCUCACCCGAGUGUGUGUGUGUGUGUGUGGGGUGUGUUUGUGUGUGUGCGUGUGGAGUGUCACUCACACAUUUCUCCACUCUGAAGCCGCUGACGCUGCUCCACUCUCUGCACUCACCUUAACGCACUCUGCUGGAGCCAUCAACAGUGGCGCCUUCUGUUACAUCAUAACCUUGUUAGGAAAGUGGUUUACUUAUAGAUAUUUAACACAUUUGAGCAUCACAGGACUCUGAUCUUGAGCAGGAUCUUGUUUUUCCAGCUUUUGUCAAUAAGGAUCCCAACACCCCAAGUUUGAAAGGAGGGAAUACACACAAGCUCUGUAGGGUAAUACACAGACUGAGAUGUGCAUGUAUAAUAGUGCAGCAGUUUCAAAUUUAAAAUAUAGACCUACUUACUGUUUGAUGCUGCCAAUAAAGCUUAUAAAUCACACUGAUGUUAUUUAGAACAAUAUGGUUUUGAUGAUCCUGUAAUAAAAACCAACCCCUCCUUCUUGGAGAUCUAAAAUAGUGAAUCUCUUUCACAAUACUGAAAGAAAACUUAAUCUAGAGCAACGCAACUGCCCUUCUUAUGCAUAAUCUCGCAUUUAAGUUUCACCAUUACCUUAUAAUUUAUGCUUUAUGCUUUUACAUCGAACACACAGUCCAGUCAUUACUUUGUUGCAGCGUCUGAGUUUGAAGAAGAAAAAGUGCAACAUUUAAACAGCGUAAGCUUUACAUAUGCAUAUCGCAGCUCUUUAUCCCCUUUAGACCGCUCCAUAAUUCAAUUACGGUUCUACUACUACAUCUAAUUCCUCCUCAGCAGUAGGAUGUUAAAGGACCUCAAACCUGACAACCUUUAACAUAGACAGUAUGGUCUUAAACAAACCUCAUAUAAAAGGCUACAGAGUUUUCUUAAAAAUUAAUUGAUAUCUGCAUUACAUUUACAUUAAUCACAACACAAAUAUUUUAUUGACAGGGUUCCUACGCAAGUAUGGAACAGUAUGGAAGUAGUUUGAUCAAUUUCCAGGUCUUAAAAAGUAUGAAAAAAAAUUAUGUUUCCAGACUAUUACCACAAUUCAAAAAUACUGUUUUCUAUAUUAGAAAAGUAGGUAUUUCCAAAAAUAAUUCUAAAAAGUAGGGUAUGGAAAUUCUAACUGUGUAGGAACCCUGUAUGGAGAGCAAAUUUUGAAUCCUUUGACAACACUAUAAAAAGAAAUGCUUCAGAAAUGCUUUGAGUGUUACUCUAUAAAACUUUAGAGAACAAGAGCAGGUAAAAUCCUUAGGCCCCCAGGUUGCAACACUGAGAAGAAAGAAACAGAUAGUUGGAGCUGAGCAUUAAGACCCAGCAGGCUGUGAACUUGUUUAAAAACAAAGGAGUCGAGUCCUUGUACAUCUUGUCAGACAUUUGGCAGCCCAAAUGCUGCAACUGCUGUAAACAUUGACAAAUGACACUGCAGCUGCCAGACCAAUUUACAAGUUUCCAACAGUAAAUAUUUUUAGAAAAGGGGGUUUGACACUAAUGGAAAGAUUCAUGUCUGAAAAAUAAUGUCCAAUACCUGUGAGUAGAGGCUGAUAUAAUAAAGAAAAUCCAAAGACAUGUGCAGUCAUGCUGAUGAUAGAUGAGGCUGGAAAAACAAGACUUUUAUUGAAGGAAAAGACCAUCCAAAAAGGUAAGCUGUUUCAAUGCAAGACAGGUUUUUUUUAAAUUAAAAUCUGAAAGUAACAUUUUUCUGCACCCCACUGUGAAAGAUUUAACAUCAGACAGGUUAGUGAUAAAAAAAUAAAUCCAAGCUGUUAUCGCACCCAAUCCUACUCUCUCGCAGUCAUGCUCAUCCUGUGUCUGCACAUUCAGCUCAUUGUCAUUGUGGUCUGAGAAGCCCUUCUCUUACAUGCACUCCUGAAAACAGUCCAGGAAAUCUCAGGACAGUCUGCCCAUUACAAUGCUUUUGUCUUUUAUGGUGUCAUCUUUACUGUUAGAGGUUAAAAGAGACAGGAUAUGAUGUAAUAAGGACAUUUAAUGUAUAUAAGAUAUCCAAGAUGGCUAAUGAAGAAAAAUGGCAGUACUAUGAGUAAUUGGUUUGUAAAUGGAUAGGAAAGAGGAGAAGUGAUGCUGAUCAUUUGAUACAGAUGACAUCACUCAGCAAACUUACUCAGGCUGAAUUUCCCUGUUUAUUACCAGCUGCUUUCAGUAAAACUUUGUUGGACCAUGAAUCCCGGUGUUUCUCCAGAGCUCUGUGGGCUACUAGUGAAAACCACACUGCAGAAUAAGUCACUGUAUAGAAAAAAAAGAUAAAAAUGAACCAAGUGAUCACCACAUAGAUCCACAGAAUAAAACGUAUGUGUCUCCUGAUGGUGUCAACCAAAUCACAAGGCGAUCAUGCAUUAUAGUGGGCCGGUCACAGAUAUAUAGGACAGAGGGCUUUAUUGAAUGGGUGACAGAGCAAGAUGAAAAUACAGUCAGAUUAUUUCUGAUCAUCUUCUUCACAAAUCAUCUUCACUCAUCCAUCCGACCAAAAAUAAAUGCAUUUUCCCAUACAGAAUAAACACACUCCAUCAGUAUUUAUGCCAGUUUUUUUUUUUUUUUUUUACCAGGGUCCAUUAAGGUGAGUUAACUCCUGAAGUUAAGGCAAAUGGUCAGCUUUGUAAAAGAGACCUCGACCUUUAUAGGUUUUGUUUGGCUAAAUAAAGGUUAGAUAAAUAAAUAGAUAAACCAGGUUUAAAUUGUCUUAAAGAGGAACAAUUGAGCUUGUUUAGUCUUGAAAAAAAAUCCACUCUGAUAACUGCAACCGGUAUCUCCCAUAUCUCACUCUGUUCAUAAACAUGAAACAUCAUAAUGUUGCAGCAACAUGGAAGGAAAAAAAUGUAUCAUUCAUUUCUGUCUGCAAACUCACCCCUUCUUUAAUUGGGAUGAGUGUCAAUAACAGGAAGGAAGAAAAGUUCUGCCAAACAUAGAUGGGGUUGUAUUAUUUAUCCGGUCUUCACUUCACCCUUAAAGCCAACACCAGUGGUUAAAAUCUCCUUGUCCCUCCUUUCACUCACUGGAGCAAACGUCUCCCAAGCCCUCUUCAUGAUCAGCAUGUGGGGGGCUACAAUGCCAGUGGUUGCACACUGUGGACUCACUAACCCUCCUACUCCCACUGUUCUGCAGAGGCGGAAGUUCAGUUUUAUGUGUUCUCUAAUUCAUUAAGUUUUAUAAGAAAUGUGUCUUCCUGGUUUUGUUGCACAAACUUGACAGCCUGAAAGCAUUCAGGUCCUCCUGUCUUUGCUGUGCCGCCACAGCAAUCAGUAAACCUGAUGCGCUUUGUUAUAGGGAAAGUGAAAAAUCAAGUGCAGGAUGAAUUAACAUUGCCAACCUUCAUUUGUCAAACCAUGUAACUCCACCCUUUUACCUAUACAGACCCUGUCUUUAAUUUGGAGAGGUUUUUGUUUAAAGUUUUAGAGUGUGUAACCAUGGGUUAGGUGUGAUCACAACAAAUCCACUUGUACCACCAGAACUCCCCACCAGAUGAUGUUGUAGUCCAAAUACACACACUUAUUACCCACUCAGUUCGAGUCAGUUUCACACUUGCUGAUGCUACUGCUGCUGCUGCUGCCUUGCCCUCACUACAAAAACAGGAAGCUCUGUCUGCUCACAAUCAACAACUGAAUAAACACACUCAACAAGUAUUGUAUGAUAUUUGUAUAUUAAUCAGAAGCCUUUACAGUUGUCCCUUUUUAGGUGGAGAUCUGUGUGUUAUCACAGAAGCUGCAUUUUCUGUUCAUUUACAUCUUUGAUUUAUCAUGCUUUCUCUUCGAUUUCCUUUUGAAAAUGUACACACACUCAAGAACACACUCACACAUUCACUAAUGCAGUUUGCUGCUGUCAAAUCACGCCAGCGCAUGCAUGGACACGCUUCAUGUCCCCUGAGCAGCGAUGACAAUCUCUCUAACCGCAGUUUUUUAAUUUUUCUGUGUUUUACUGGAUGUGAAUGGUCAGGGCUGUGCAGUGUGUGUGUUUGUGUUUGUGUAGCCGGUGCUGUGACCAUGAUUGUGCUCAUCUCUGUUCUGUAGGCUACUUGCCACUCUCUACUGAAUAAAGCAACAGUAAAAGAAAAAAAGGAAAACAAAAAAGCAGUAAGUUUGGAGAAUCUACUUUCCCUCAGACACUUUACCCCCUGAAGCAAAAAAAAGCUUUUUUUGCAUUUUAUUCAUUUGGCUAUUUGAUUUCUUCAUUUGGUUUAUGAUUUGGUGGAAAUGUUUUAUUCUUUUCUCCAUACUCAACUUUUGUGUACAAUCUCCCUCUGAAAAUCAUUGUACUAAUAUUGGCGCCAUUUUAAUGUAUUUUCAAUUAACAGUUUGCAGGAAACUGUGGCAUUCUUUCUGAUCUGUUUCUUUCUGUUUGCACUUCUCGAGACAUGUCGUCAGAACAUUUCAUCAUGUUUUCCCACCUUUUAUAAACCUUACACACACACACACUUGCCUGACAUGACUGGUGUUGGGAUGAAAUUUUCUGAUGAACAGGUCUCCCUCUGUCAUGGGUUGGUUUCUUUAUUUCUCGCCAUAUUCAAGAAGAAAUUCUUCAACUUGGAGAGUUUCUACGUUCACAUUUCUUUUCUCAUAAUCACUGGCACUCAAACAUAAAGAAGGUAGUCGUCAGCUAAUAGAUUGAGCGUAAAAACUUUUGCCUUCUUCUUGGUGCACAUGGGUCCAAGUGGACUCAAAUUUCUCACUUUCUGAUAUCUUAAUCCUCCACCUGUGAAAGCUCAGUGGUAAUACUGUCUCUAUUAAAGCCAGUUGUCUUCAUUUGCUGCAAUUUUAGAUGGAUAAUCAUGGUAUCCCAGAAAAGUAGGAUGUUGUGUUCAAAAAACAUUUUACUUCCCUUAUUUUAACAUAACUGAGGUAAGAUGUGAAAUUUAAAUUAAAUACAUAUUUCGAAGUAAGUCCUUCUACUGCUCUUUAAUGCAAAUUGAUUGCAGUCUGUUUUUUAUUUUUGUAUCGGUCAGGGCUCUUCGACUUUUUAAGAAGAUAAGUGGUUGUGAGUUAUGGAAUCACACAAACACAGUAAUUCACUUUAAGUUUUACUUUCACUUGUGUUAAAUGCUGAAACAGCAUGAAUGAUCAAAGUAUGACGUAACCUCUCAGACAUGUUUAUUAGUUUUUAUUAGGACUAGUUGACAGCACUGGUUAAAAAAUCACAAACUUCUACUUUUCCAAACUUUAUCAUAAAUGUAUUUUUUGAAAAUUCAGAAAUCUGAGGCCAAAUGAACGCAAGUCAUUAUCAAAGCAAGUACCUUUGUCUUAAUCCAGCUGCAAAUUUGUAAAAACAAUCUUUAGUAAAGAUAGACUUUCAAAAGGUUUAAAAUUUACUUCACAUUAUACCUAUAUAUCCUGUGUAGCUGUUACUGUUUCUGCUGAUAGCGUCACUGGUUCCUCUUAUGUGCCAGUCAAUGUUAAUUGCAGCUGUAAUGAAGAAAAGAAAAACUCUCUUUUCAUGCAAUUGUUGACAUUUGGAAAUUCCCAAGGAUAUAUAAUCAGUGUGGCUGAAUAUGUAAAAACACGACUGCGCUAUAAAUCAAGAUGUAGAACAGCCUGCUAUUUUGGGCUAUCCUCUUGCUGUUUCAACUGAUAGGAUGAGUAAAUAUAGAGCGGAUUUCACCCUAGUGUGUUAAACACAGAAGUAGGUACAGUGUGCAGCUCACUUAGCUUUUAUGAACACAUAAAACACACCAGUAAAACAAAAGAUUCCAGUCUCUGUGAAGUACCAGCUCAGUCUAAGCACCUUGAAGAUACCUCUGAGUUCUUAAGCUGAAGAGACAAAACAGACGUGGAGCUUAAUAUGUCCCUAUCAGAAGUCUAAAAGCAAGGGGAGUUUUGGUGUUGUAUAGUAGCCUAUUCAGACAAUGCAAAAUUUUAAAUGGCGUUAAAUGACCGAUUUUCUAUGAUUUGAAUCUAGUAGUUUUACUCUUUAAUAAGAGCCUUUGAGGAAUGCUGAAAUUGUUCCUAUAUCACGUGAAAAUCUUUGAUUUAGGGUUGACCAAACUGCAGACAGAAUCUGUGUGUUUGAAUCCUUAGAUUAUUGAGAAAUUUGACAUUUCUAUUGAACUUGGAGUCAGUGGGACCCUUCGGAGUCAGUGCCAAAAUAAUCAAAAUUUUAGUCAUAAGGUGGGUUCAGUGUUCUCUCAGCAAAGCAAUGGUCUCUGUUCAUAUUUUCCAUAAACUUUAAACAUGGAAGGGAUGCCAAUAUUUGCUCGGGAUUUUACGGUGAUGCCUCCUACAGAGUUCAAACAGCAAUCAUUUGGAGGAAUCUAUCAGAAAACAGCGCUUUGCACAAUAUAUUGAGGUUCAUUUUCUCCAGUUUGAGGAAAGUCAAUCAGGACCCUAAACUAGUGGACACAGAUGAAUGGCACAUUACACCUCUACACUGAAAUGCAUGCUGAGAAAGUUGCAAAUUGGCUACAAAGAAACUGAACAGGACAGAUGCAAGGGUUGGGUGAUACAUUAUUAUAAAUACAGGAGUGUUGCAGAGGUUACAGUUUUCAAAGUUGGAGCCAUGAGUGUAACUCCAACUUUUGACCAUUCGUUGUAAAUUAUUCCGUACUCAGCUUUUUCCAGCUGUUUCCACUUCUAUCCACUGAACAAAUCUCUUAAAUACAAUAACACAAAAAAGCCCAGAAAAGUAAAACAAGCAUGGUCUCGCUCCUACUACAGAUCUGAAAACCUGUGUUAGAUAAAAUCAUCAUCAUGCAAUAAUGAUUAAGAGUUCAGUUUUUUUUUUUUUUUGGAAGUGCUUCAAUUUUUGGUUUGAAUAAUUAUGUUAAAGCCUAAUGAGCAACAAACUGUCCGAUCUGUGACUGGUGGUUUUGGAUUGUAUCACACUCAGCUCUGCUAUGCUGUAAAGCACGAUGAGAUGCUCAUCUGCCGCUUUGCAGCACAACUCAUGGCUCAUCUGUCCGCCGCCUUUUCUGUAUUUUAUUUUGGGAUGACUUCCAGUUUCCAUUCCUCCAUAUCAGAGAGGAAAUGGUUGGUUUCUUGUCUGGCUCUUUGUCUAUUUUUUCUCUCUUGGGCUUUAACUGGAGUGAGAAGCUUUCUGUCUCGUGUUACAGCCCAAAAUGAAAAGUCUCACGUCAUACAUCUUUCUCCUCCUGAACCUGACAUCUUUUACUGUCACGGCUCGCCUUCCUCUGCUCUAUCACACACAUCUUAUGAUUUAUUUUACUCAUCACCCCCUCGUCUCUCUGAUGUACUGAUAGACAUUUUCAAUAUUUUCUCAUUCUCCCUCGUACAACGUGGCCCCUUGCUCAAACCUCUCUCUUCUGUUUCAUCUGUUUCCCUUCUGUUCUCCACUCCUGUGUCCUUCCUUGCACCCUCACCCUCCACACACAGGUGGUGAGUCAGCGGUUCCCUCAGAACAGCAUCGGUGCCGUGGGCAGCGCCAUGUUCCUGAGAUUCGUCAAUCCAGCCAUCGUGUCUCCGUAUGAGGCUGGCAUUUUGGACAAGAAGCCCCAUCCUCGGAUAGAGCGGGGACUUAAACUCAUGUCAAAGGUGAGCAGAGAGACACCUGACUGCAGAAAAACUGAACCAGGAUUUUGACUUGCUUCCCUAAAAAGUUCCAAUUUCAUUUAAUUUCAGUCACCUUUCAAAAAAGACAUGCUACAUGUUGAUUUUAUCUUACCUUAAUUGUAAUUUUAGUUUUUUUCUUUAACAUAUCAAUGCAGUUAAGAAGAAAAGCACAAGAAAAAAAGGAAAGCGCCGGAUUAUAAAUGGAUAACAGCAGAAAAUAGACAUGGUGACUCACAAAGACAGGCAUAAUCAUGUUGUCACAUUUUUGUGUAACCUUUGAAACAAAUAGCAUCAUAUGUGCCUUCCAAAGAAAACCUGACUAAAAGGCCUUAUGCUUAUAUUUUUGGUUCUUCCAACAUGCUUCAAAGGAAACCUUUUAGCUACUUCACAAGUAGUUAUCGAGACUGAAAAUUGUAGAUAUUAUUGUUGGAAACGUGACUGCCGUAUACUUAAAGAUUUAAUGCUUUUUAGUUGAUCACAAUCGUGCUUGAGAAUCCUUGAGAGCCCACAGUUGCUCUGAUCGUUUCUGAGCAAACAUGUUCUCAAAUAUUUAACCUUGCCAUGCCCUCAGCCAUGCAGCAACAUAGUCACUGUGACCUUGCUGUGAUUUCUUUGUUAAGAAAGGGGGGGGGGGGUAUUUUCUUUUAAUCGUUUUUUAUACUUUAUCACAGUGGAUCUUGAAGCAAAAGCUAGACUCUUUAUAAUUAAAGUUACAUAAUUAUUAUGAGGGGAACUUGGAAAAAUUCAGAACUUUAACUUUGUCUGAUUUUCAUAUUGAAUUGAUAAAGCAGCACAACAUGCGCAUCAUGCUUACCUUACAGACUUAUACAUGAUUCACUCGUGCACAACACAACCAAGGUAUUCAGUUUGAUUUGUCCAAUCAAAAAUAUAUUUUGUUAAGGUCAAUCCGAGUUUUAGUUAGAUCAGUGGGUUACAAAACAAUUUUAAAGUUGAAGGGGAGCUUUUUUUUUCCUAAGAGAAAAUAGUCGGCUGUGAUGACAGCUUCUUGUUAUUUUGGGUUCUCUGUCUUUUUAGAAAGUUUCACAUGUCAUAUGAAUCUUUCACUUGCAUUCCGUCUUUUAUUUAGAAACACCCUUGUUUUAUUUGAAUGUCUUAAGUUAACAUUUUUAAAGGUCCGUUGGAGAUUUCUUUGAAGUGAGGAUCAGUUAUUUUCCUGAUGAAAAUGCAAAUAAAAAAAAAAGCAAAGGGAGUGAUAAAAGCACUCAGUUUAGAGGUGAAAAUUCAUACAUAAUCAGCUGUUGUUUUAACUUUCCUGUUAUUCUUGUUUACUUCAGAUUCUGCAGAGCAUCGCAAACCAUGUCCUGUUUACUAAAGAGGAACACAUGAGGCCUUUUAAUGACUUUGUGAAGAGUAACUUUGAUGCAGCUCGCAGGUAAGAAGAUGCUGAUGUCACUAACACUGCUCGUUUUGACUAACUCUAACUAAAGCAUUGCCUGUGAAGGGGAGUGUCUUCUGUCAGUAAGUGUUAUUUCUCCUUGCCAGGUUCUUCUUGGACAUUGCGUCGGACUCUCCGCCCAGCGACUCAGUCAACCAUAGCCUGUCCUUCAUCAGUGAUGGGAACGUGCUCGCUCUGCACCGCCUCCUGUGGAACAACCAGGAGAGGAUUGGACAGUACCUUUCCAGUAACAGGUCAGGAGAGGACACUACAAUAAGUACUCUAAGAUAAUAUAACUCCAGGAUCAUGCGGUUUCUUAUGAUUUGACUUACAGGGACCACAAAGCUGUCGGCAGGAGACCUUUUGACAAGAUGGCAACCCUGCUAGCAUACCUUGGACCUCCUGAGCACAAGCCUGUGGCUGACACACACUGGUCCAGUCUCAACUUGACCAGCUCCAAGUUUGAAGAGUUCAUGACCCGGUAAGAACUCUGAAGGCCUCAGAAUUGAUCUUCUGUCUUUAGUGCCAGUUAUUAAACCCACAACAUAAACAAAUAAACACAGCUGCAUUGCUUUUGUUCGGGAAAAAUAUAUAUUUGAAAAAUGUUUGUCUCUAAAAUCUCUCCAGGUUGGACAGAACGAUGUCUUCAGUGACUGUUAAGAUAUCACAAAUUGUGACACCUGUUCAAUGUUUCAUUUGCCAAAGAAAAGGAAGCAUGAUUAUAUUGUGAUUCUUUUAGAUCCAUUUUUUGACUACAUGAUUCAGUUUUUACCACUGUAGCUUCAAGAGAAGCCCUUUAAAACUCUUCCUGAGUUCAGAUCUACUUCCUCUUAUGUGUCCUCUAAGCGGAAACCACCAUGACUUUAUACUGAUCUUCAUUUUGAUACAGCUGUUGUUUGCAGCUGUUUUCUCAAGAGUAACGCAAAUUUCACCCUUCAUCUGUCUAUCUGGAAAUCUGAAAUAUAACACGAUCUCUAUUCAUAUACUGAGCUCUCACUGUGGUCUAAUACAUACUCUUCAAAUCUGCUCCAGGGUUUAUUGUUGUCAGUGUGUUUUUAUAAAGCUCUGCCAGCAGAAUAUGAACAAGUUUUUAACCAGAUUUUCCUGAUUAGAUUCUAAGUUUGUUUUAAUGAACAAAAAUUAAUAAAUAAUUCCACUGUAAUUAAACCCGCCUCAUGUCUUAAACCCUGGUCCUAAGCCCUCUGUUCUGUCUUGCAGGCAUCAGGUCCAUGAGAAGGAGGAAUUCAAAGCCUUAAAGACCCUCAACAUUUUCUAUCAAGCAGGAACAUCCAAGACUGGGAACCCUGUCUUCUACUACGUGGCCCGAAGGUAGGACCUGGACCUGGAUCUGGUCUGUCUGGCUUAUGAAUAUAUUGAAAGUUUGCUGCAUGCCUCCUUUUUAGUUAUUCAGAUUUACACAGAAUAUUUGCAACAACACUGUGGUUGUUACAGUAAGCCUUUGUAGCAUAAUCAGAAAUCAAAAAUAACAAUACUCCCAAUAACACAUUGAUAAAUCAGAAAUCAAGGGGGAAAUUGCUGAAGAAAAAAUUAGAAUUAGAUCACGGAUGAGAGAGCAAACAGCAGGCUUUAUUGGGAGGUUAUUUUCACUCUUGACAUUCACGAAAAGGAAGCCAAACUUUCAGGCUGAUUCAUUCACGGUGAGUCAUUUUUUUCCUACCACAGGAAAGCAAAGACAACUGUCAUACCAACGAAAGUGUGAGGGAGGUUUCCAUUUAAGCAGAAUUAGAUUUUUUUGCAGGGCCACAGUUGAACUUGACCACAAAGGUAUAAACCCAUUAAGGCUGUGAUACUGCCUAAGUAAAUACUUUUUAAAAGUCAUACGUUCAGUCUAACAACCACAGUUCUAACAACAACAUUCAGCAUCAUGACUGAUUUCCUCCUAUACUCGCUGAUUAUAAUCAUUGAAAUGAUCCUCUUACACAGUCCAGGAUAGUUACACUCAUAAUUUCUCACAUGUAGUGGGUCCAUCUUUAUGCAGUUUUGUGGAAGGAUACUCAGUAAGUCCAUAAAUGAUGACUUGCCAACUUGCAUGUUUAUUCACCUGUUUUUUAUCUGCUGUAAAGUUCAAACUACAUCUUAAAAUCCCAUUUAGAAUCCUAUAAGAUCUUUAUAUUACAUCACAGUAUCAAGGUGAUUAACUAAGAUUGGAGGACAAUAGAGUUGAGCCACAAUUUUUUGGUGAAGUGCAGAGUAUUUAACAUAAACCUAAAUAAUCCUUAAAUGCCGUUACAUUGACUUUAGGAGUGGAUUGUGGAGUCAUUUAAGUUGAUUAGGUCUAAUUGGGGCUGCAGCCAACAAGUUAUCAAUUCAAGCUGUCAGUUUUAGAGACCCUUUAUUUACUCACACUUCAACCACGGAAUAUCCUGAAUAGCUGAACAACAUAUGAUUGAAAACCUGAAUCCUGUGAAAUAAAAAAGCUUAAGGUAGUGGUGACAGGGCUGAAAACUUUGAAAGUUGAAGGUUGGAAAUAUUUCAAUUCCAGGCUUCAGCUGCUAGAAAUCACUAAAAAAAAACAGAAGUGAAACAAGAGACCUGUGUGGACUACAACAGGACAGAACAGAACAGCUAAAUAUUAUUUAACCUACCAAAGUCUGAGCUGGGCACAGACCCGGUCCUACUUUCUGUGCUAAUCUGGAUGGAAUCACUGGAUUGGUCGAUUAUUAAAGAUUUGAACUGAAGGGAAAGGAUUCAUCAAUUUCAACAUCUCUGUGCUGCACUUUUCUCUCUGAAUCCUUGUGGUAUUUCCUUCCACUUCACCUUUUCUGUUCUCUUUGUAGCAUAUCACAGGGCCCAGAUAUGUUUACAAUAGAUCAAGACUUAUAGAGUCCAGUAGAGAUCUUGACAAGUACUUGCCCACAUCUUCCUCUUUUAAAAAUUUGUAUGUGGAAAAAUCCAGAUUUUGGUGUGCCUCUAAUAUCAUCUGUGCACAUUGUAAAGAAAUUAUUAACUCAAUUUAAAAGAAAUGAUAUAUCUAAAGAUUUUUUUUCCUAAAAAGGUAAGUCACACAAAUCCUAAUUCUCCAGAUCUGACCACUUUGUUAACUGCUGUUCAGAUUUCAGUGUCCUCCUUUGUAUGAGAUAUCAGGUUGAACUGAGUAUUAGUUAUUAAUCUGGCAGACAGCUUUUGAAGGAACUUUUUAACGGCCUAAUAGUAAAAAAGGAGCACCAACAUUAUAAUAAAAAACUUACCACAUAUAAACUUAAGUUUAAGAUUAAAUGCACUUUACUCUUUUUCAACAUAAUUAGUUUCUUGUGCUUUGGUUUCUGUUCUUUGUGUUUAAUUUUCUGCAAACUAUUCUCAACGUAUUCAUCGAUUAUUAAGUUUUCCAUUGCAGACAAGAACACUUCUAGCUAAUCAACAGAAGUCUUUUUUUAUUAUUAUUUAACCAGCCCUUUAUUGGUAACUUUCCAAGGGCUUUUGGAAUGUAAUGCAUAUUUUCAAUCCUGUUUUGAAUGGCUCAGCAGCACCACGGGAAGCACAAGCAUUACUAUUGCUAUUGGAAAGCAUUGAGCAAAGCGGACUGUCAGUGUGCAGGCAUUAUACUGGGAGUUGGGCAUUGACAUUAGCACUUCAGUUGAGCUCAGAUAUUUUGAGUAGUCUUGCAAGUUUCAUAUAUGUGAACUUGACUCUGGAAGACAUUUUCACAUUGCAUUUGUCAGAAAGACUGCGAUAAACUUGAUGACGACAGAAGGCAGUAACAGUCAUAACAGUGUUUAUAAGAGAUCUGAAAGUGGGGAUGCUAUCUGGAGUUAUGCGGUCUUACAUUCAUUGUCCAGAAUAAUCCGGUAAGUAUCCAGUCAGAAGAAGAGUAACAUGAGAAAUACCAUCGCAAUGACAUUUUGAGUCUCAACGGGGAGUCCUGACCCUUUAUUUCUCGAGUUGGCCACUUUGGGCUUUUUUGUCGAUGGCCGCGGGCGUGCUGUUGUGCUUGUGCGAGUGGAAAAACUGUCAAAACUGGUGGAAGGUGUCCAGACAAACACCAUACGAUCACUUGAAUCACUCCCUCUUUGUGUACCCUGAAAUAUUUCUGUCUCGAAAAGUGCAGACUUUGCCUGGUAACUCGACGUGACCUCUGCAGUCCUUGCAGGUGAUUGGCCAUCAUGCCCUUCACCUCUGCUAUCCACCCAGAAUGGUGGCUCUGUGAACAGCGCAGAGUGCCACUCCCUCCCUGGGGUUGCCACGUGGGUUUGCCCACAGAUGGGUCUAGUGUGACAGGGGCAGCCUAAGACAGUUGCUCGAGUCUGCUCAGCCCAUCUCAGGAGCUUAGUUAUGUUUUCUUCUUCUUCACAAGCCCAAGGGUUAUCCCCAAGAGUCAUCAACUCCAGUCCCGCAAGUCUAUCAAAGAUCCCUUCAGGCAACCAGGAGAAGCGAUUAGCAUGCAAGUAAUACUGAGCCAGCCUCGGCAACCGAUCCAAUGAUCCAGGCAGUAUCUGCGUGAGGAAGUUAUGGGACAAAUCAAUGCUCUCCAGGUUGUGUGGCAUGUUGGUGGGCACAGUCCAGAACCGGUUGUGACUGAGGUUGAGAGUCUGUAGGCUUGGCAGCGUAUUGUUGAUGAAGACCACCCUCUCCAGCUCAUUGUCUGACAGAUCAAGCAUUUUCAGGUUCCAGUGGUAUGCUGUGUCAUUUUUGUCCAGUGAGCGUAAAUGGUUCCCAGCCGCUCGGAUGUCCCACAAAGACCUUGGCAAGGAGGGGGGCAGACUCUCCAGACGGUUGUAGGACAGGUCCAGUGUUCGCAGGUGGGCAUAGUGGCUUAGCUGGGUGUCCAGAUUCUGCAAGCUGUUAAAACAUGAUUUAAAGCAGGCAAUAAAUUGAAUUUAGCUCUAAAGUGACUAAUGUUUGAGAUAGAGAGCCUCUGCUAAUGAUAUGGGGAAACACAACAGCUAUAAGUGAUGCCACACUUAAGAGGAGGUGCAUCUUUGGAGUUAAGUCCAGGCUUGGUAAGCAAAUCUGCUGUUUUGUCAGCAUGUCUGCAAGAAGUUUGCAAACUUAGAUCCACUUACAAUACCCUUGGACCAAUCUUCACUCAUGUCAAAAUAGUCAGUUUGAAGGACAACUGCUGGAGACUUAAACAAAUAAGCAAUCUUGAAGUGCAGGCGUUAAUUUGGUCCUAAAGCUGAGCCCAAAACCCCUGUUUCCAUGUGAGUAGUUUGACUUAAAAUUAUGGCCAGCAAAUGGAAAAAAUGUCUUAGUUUUGAUAUCUUUUAUUUAUCAUGGGCUGCACCUCAAGCCCAGAUAACAUCAUGCAUUGCGCUGGGCUGGCAUACUUGUGAUAAGAUGAUAGCUAAUGUUUCCUUUUUCUUUAAAAACAUACUUUGAGGGCUUUGUUGUGACUCUUUAUAAUGGACCAGGCAAUAAUGCUGAAAUGGGUAACCACUCAUUGUGUUUCAUGGUCACCCUUCAAGCAGGUGGCAUUGACACAGCUGUACAGUUAAAGUUUUUUCAUGGUGUAGUUGAGAUUCUUAAAAAUAUCUAUUUGCUCAUCUCUUUGGAUCUUCAACAGCUAAAAAGUUGAAGUGGGUUCUUGGGGGCUAUUUCAGAAGGAAAGGAGUUGUUUUCUUUCCGUGUCUCACAAAAAACUGCCUUGGCCCACAAAAUAUUAUUUGCAACAAUAUUCAACCAUUCCUGUUAGAGUUUCCCUCUGACUGUGCUCUGUUUCAUUUAUCUUCAGAAAGACUGGAUGACAAUGACCUCUAAAACCCUCAAUAAAUAUGUGCCCCCUCCCCGACAAGCAGCAUAAAAACAGAGGGUAAGAUGCUGAAAGGACAUCAGAAUGAAAACGUAUUCGCUUUAAGCUCCUACUUAUAUCACCCCAAAAAUGAAUGGCAUGUUCUUGUUACAUAAGGGUUUAACUUUUCAUCCCUUAAGAAGAGGAAGUCUUUUCAGAGGUCCCAUGGAUGCCCUUGAAGUGCUCCCCUCUUUAGUAUAUUUGCUGUUAUCAUCAUCAUCACAACAUUACAAGUGUGAAAGCCUCUGAAGAGGUGAUGGGUCGCUCUCUUCUAAUUUAAUCAUGUUUGAGGCAUAGACUGAUCAUUAUCUGGGACAGCUACAUAUUUUUAGCUGUUAUGUCCUUCAGAGUACCACCGUAUUUUUGAGGGCAAAAAAAGCUUUUUGCAGUCACUUGGAAGUGUUGACUACAAAUUUGAUUGGCCAAAUACCUCCUCUCCAUAACAAUAACCUCUAUGUAGUGAGGGGAUAUUUGGUUAGCUCCUGCAUAUACAGAAAUUUAGCAAGCCUGAUUCGUACCUGUUAAAAGAGAGGUUAAGGAAGCGAAUGUUGUGCUGCAGACCAGGUGGCAGCUUGGUUAGACCUCUGGAGGAACAGUCCACUAUGCGGUGUCCACGGCUGCAGAUGCAAACAGUGGGACAGAUGGACAGCACUAAACCUCCCAGCAGCCCCCACAGCAGCAGGAGGAGCAGGCAAAGCAGAGAGGCCGAGCAGGGAGGCAUGGUCCAGACUCUGGAGGAUAAGAGAGAGAUGGGAAGGAGAAGGAUAGGCAGGAAGAAAAGAAAAGGAAGUUUUCCAAAAUCAGAAUUGUGUUUAUUGGGCAGUCAUGGUCCAACAAUUUGGUCCAGGUGGGGCUUCAAAACUGUACAAUCAAUAGCUGUAAAAUUCAUGAGGGCAUUUGUGGUCCCUCCACAUUUUUUUCCCAAUAUCACCACCAGGUCAAUUCUCCAGUUAUUGAAUAAUUUAUUGCCACAUGCACCAAUUAGAACAGCACAAAAAUGUAGUUUUAUUGUCAGGUGCCUAAUUUUGUCUGUUACUUAGUUAUUGCAUGAGUGAGCUGCUGUUGUGGGGUUCUGUUGUUUCAUCCUGGUGCAACUCUGAUCGCCAAAAAUGUUGGUCUCAUAGACUCCAGGCUUAAAUCCAUUUGGCUGCUGCUGAUUUUCAUGGUCCUGUCUUUGGGAAUCGUCAGCUUUCCCUUGACAACCAUCUGAGUGAAUGUAAACUUCCUAACAUGCUCAUUCUUGAAGUACUUUACCAACCCUUCCUUUUAAAACUUUAGCAUCGCAGAGGUACUAAACAACUGCUCCUGUUAUAGUGAGUAGUCUUGAAUAUGGAGUGAAAGAGCUUUCAGCCCUCCAUGCGUGAACUGCAGCAUAAAAUGGUGAACAGUCUGAUUAUUCUGAACCUCACUUCAGACCUUCUGUCCGCUACAGUUCUGCUCCACAGUGGGACAGUUAGCUUAGCCCGUCUGCUCCUGAUGCAUUUUAAACCAGUGCUAGUCAUCCUGAGUGCCAGCCGGCUUGAAGCUCUGCCAGAGGGAUGGGAGCUCAGAGUGCUGCAGUGAGACCCAAUGCAUUCAGGACGAAACACUAAAUGUGUGUCUGCAACUGCAGCUGUACUCAGCUAAAGAGUGAAGGUCCAUGUGUGUUUGUGUUUCCUAAGACAGGACUUCAGAAGCCUUUUAUGUGUUCCAGAAAUUUCCUCCCUCCAUUGCGUCUUAUCCGAGGAUGGUGACGGAGGCUGAUGCUCUGAUGUGGCUGUAUCUCAAAUCACUUAAUUCCUUUGUGUAUUUGUAUAAUUCGUAAUAUUAUUUUUGUCUCCAUGGAAUUCUAAAAUCUGCAUAGUAACAGAGAAAGAAGAAUUUUCCCUUCGUUCACUGGUUUUAAAAGAUCAGUAUUUCAGAAUAAAAAUUUAUCACCACUUUUCCAGUCAGGUGUAUCUAGGUCAUAUGAUUUUCCUUUUUUGCCUUUGCUAAUCACUCACCUCAUCCUCCUCAGUGUCCCCCUGUCAUCUCUCCUUGUUUGCCGUCGUCUCCUCCUGCAGCUCAAGCUGUUUAGCUCCUUUUCCCCCUUCUGAUUCUCAGCUGUGUAGAGGUUUAGAGCUCAGGCUUUAUUUUCUAUCUUUGGUGGAAGUUACAGCGUUGUACUGAACAUGCUGCCAGCGAGAGACAGCCCCCCGUCCUACCCGGUGUUCUGCAGCCUCCCGAUGCAGCUCCAGGUUUGGAUCAGGAGAAGGUGAAAGAGAGAGAGAGAGAGAGAGAGGGGAGCUGCAGCAGAGAGCCAGCCCACUCUGCUGCUGAUAAAGCAAGCGAAAGCCACAGUGUGUGUGUGUGUGUGUGUGUGUGUGUGUGUGUGUGUGUGUGUGUGUGUGUGUGUGUGUGUGUGUGUGUGUGUGUGUGUGUGUGUGUGUGUGCUGACUACAGCAUGCCUCAGAGGAGCUCUCUCUCUUUAAUUCACAUGCAUUCGUAUCAACACUUACACUCUAUUCUAUUUUGGCUCUAAAUAAAAUGUCCACAGAGAAUCAUAACCAAUAGUUAUCUCCAUAGACCUGUUAGUCUCUUUUAUUGUUUUGGUUUACAGCAUACAACAGAGCCCCAGGCUUACUUUUUCACUUUCAAUCUGUUGGUUAAUCUUAUAGGUGAAAAAUACGUAUGAUGUCGUCAACUUCUUAUAUGCAAUCUUAAAUUUAAUGACCAAUCUGUUCCCCUCCCUGGAGCAAUUGAUUCCUGCACAUCACUGCGCUGGUUCAGGCCAACAAAGUGAGAUAAGAAAGGAGGUGGCAACAACCACUUAAACGAUAGUAAUCAGCUAAAAGCAUCACACUACAGGGCAUAAGAAACAAAAGUGCCAAUUUGUUACAAUUGAAGAGAAAGCUCUAAUAUCAAACACUGUCUUCAGGGCCCCCCUUUGGUGGAGGAAAAUAUUUCAAGCCUCCCUAACCUUCCAUAAACACACUGACACACAACUACACAUUUAUAUAGGACGCACAGCUCAACACCAUUUACUAACAGAUUCCUGCCCAUGGAGAACUUAUUCUUCAAAAAUACUUUAUUGUUUACUUUAUUGUGACCAGUCACAGUGUUAUGAACACCAGGGUAUUCUAAUGCAACCUAAUACACAGCUGUACCAGGAAUUCUACUUAAACAAAGCUUCAGCAUGACCAGGUUUUGUUGACAGUGUCAGAUAGUUGCUAAGUCUUCUUUAGAUUAUUUGUUGAAGUUGUGGUGGGUGUUGGUGGUGUUCUGGAGUACAUCAUCUGGAGGGUGUGUUUAAUAGUUUGAAAUGGACAAAAUAUGAGAAACUUUGCCAGUUUGCCACCACCCACAAUGUCUUCAAAGAUAAAAAUGAAAUACAGUAAUCACCUGUCUGAUCAUGUCGACAGAAACUAGACGCUUUCUUAAAGUAGAAUUGUUGAUCGAGCUGUUAGAAUGGAUAGCACUUGGUUGCUCAGGUGUCCAUAAUGUUGUGGCAGUGUCAGUGCAAGUCUCUUCAUGGUUUCUUUGAGUAGUUCUGAUGGAAACUGUCAUUGUAACAUGUAUCUUAAAAUCAAACUUGUGUCAUUAUUUAAACAUUCCUCUAAUUAUUUCAAGAUUUGGCAGUGUAGAACCUUUUUUCAACUCCUUAGGCCUCCCUAGGGGUUGCAAGCCUACAGUCUGGGAAUCAGAGGACAUAAUGAACCCUGAUAAAAUAUUGCUGUAGCAACAUCAAGGGUAAAAAUUUGACCCAGAACUGCAGUUCCUCAAGUUUCCACUUGAGGCGGUCUCCUGGAUUGAGUCAAGUGGGGUUGCUUUCUGCUUCUCAUUUCUCUUUUCAUGGAAAUUGUGAGAGGCCGAAUUUUUAUAUAACUUACCUGUUUGAUUGCUAUCAAGGCUCGGAGUGAUACAUAAUUGGGGGUGUAGUCUCUUUGAUUAGGUGGGAACUGUUAGCUGUCUGCUAGAUGUCAGUUCAACUAAUUUGUGUCGACUUACUAGGUACAAUAUGAGCUGGCCACAUAAAAACAAGAUAGGUGACAGCCUGAGUAGCAAUAUGGCAAGAUACAUUAGACUAAAUAUGCUUGAUUUAUUCACAGGGGCCUGUUUGUUAUAUCAUCUCUAUCAGUGCAGAGAAGAUUAAUGAAGCUUUGAAUUAUGAUAUAGUAAAGCUUUUCAAGCACAAAAUGACACUUUGUUAUAGUCUGACAGUAAAAACAAGGGUGUCUAUCAGUGAUUGUUGCUGACAAUUUUGAGUGGAUAAAAAUCAGCUGGAGCUUAUCUGCAUCCAAACUUUGUGACUUCCUUAUGUGGAUAUUUUAAGGCCAACAUAAAACUAGAAAAGAAAGGAAAUCAAACACAUUUGUCAAGUGUUGUAUGGUAGGUACACCAGCCAGUAGCACCGUAAGUACCACUGUAAUGAAGCCACUUUAGUGUGCAAUUAUUUUUGGAUUUCCCUGUCAAACCUUUUCAGGUAAUAAGUGAAAAUGCAGCUGUAGAUGUGUCCUGGGAUGUCAGUUUGUUUUCAGUUUGACACCCAAAACCCACAACCACAACCACCCAAAGAAAAAGAACGGAAACCACCCUCACAUGGUUGCUUCCUGAACUAUUUAUACUCUAGUUUUCUUACAACAGUAAAGCAGAAACAACCAAAAAUCUACUUAAUAUUAUCUUUACACAAAUUAACUUACUGUUAAAAAGAAGAAACAGCUGAUGCAGAUUUAACAAAAAAAAAAAAAAAACUCAAAGUAUAACUUAAUGAGCCAGGCUGCACAGGUACCAAUAUUGUAACUUCAGUUAAAUACUCUACAAGGUCUUCACCACUUUCUACAAACAUGGAUUUUAUUUUUGCCAAUUUAAUCCAAGAUCUAUUGUUUACCUAACAUCUUGCAAAAAGAUAUGUUUCUGAAAAUGGACAGAACAGUCCAAUGUAACUGCACUACAUUUUAGUUUUUUAAUUUUCUUUAUUUAUUUAAUGAUUUUAUUUUUAUUUUAUUUUAUUUAUUUGUUUAUUUUUUAUUUAUUGAUUUUUAUUUUUUUUUAUUGAAGUGUGUUUGAUUGCCCAAGUCAGCCACUAAGAGUGGUCCAGAAUAAGGGUGUAGCUGGGGGCUCAAAGUGCUGAGUAUAUGGAAGAUCGAGUGUCUGGCUGAUAGUCAUACAGCGGCUUCUGUUUUAUAAUGGCAGUGCCUACACUUCAGAUGGUACUCUCUUGUACCCAUAAUUGCACAAGCUUUAAAAAUAGGUGUCAGUUUGAAAAAUGCAGAAGUCGGGUUCUGAGAAAUACCUCUUUUUUUUUGUAAAAGAAUUUUUAAUGAAACCUGUACACCAUAAGACUUGGACAAAAGGCGGACAGUCACUCACAUUUAGCCACUUUGUAGCCACAGAAUACAAGAUUAUGCAAAGACUGAGUAACUUACAGAAUUGCCAACAACUGUAGCUGAUCCUUUUAACAAGUGGUUUAUGCUGUCUGACUGUAUUGAGCCCAAAAAAGCUUGGCGGACUGCUUCUAGCUUGUAAAGGUUAAAUGAAACAAGUCAUUCUAACACUGGGUUUACAUACAAGGAGUGUCCAAAUCCAGUAUCCCAUUAAGAAAGAAUUCACUGCAGAAGGUGAAAAAAAUGCAGUUCAGACUACCACAAAUGUCCUCCUGUGGUAUUCCACAAAAGCCUAGGAAGUCCCAUUAACACUGAUGUUAAUGAUCCACUUGCACAGCAGAAUUGAACAACUUUACAGCCUGGCACAAACAAAAACUGUGAUUUUUGAGAUAUAUAUUCAUUCAUAUAAUUAGGGACAUGGCUGAUGUUAGUAUAUCUCAGUAUAUAUAUUUUUUGCCCGUCCGGAGACUAUGAGCUCUAGUUAGUCUUAAACUUGUUAGAUCUUAUCUGGCUACCAAAAAGAAAAAGACUAAGGUAUCUCCAACUGAGUUUUCUGAACACCUCAUUCCAGAAAAUUGAGAAAGAGUGCAAUUAAACUUGCAACUCAACUAUUGAGGCCUUGUUAUAUAAUAGUAUAUUUGCAGCUUUUAGAAAGUCUUUGGAUGUAACAAGCAAAAAUUGAAAUAUAAUAUUCAAACAUAAAUAGAAUUAUUUGUGUUCAGUGCAUCACAUCCCUGUGCAUACUAGGGUGGUAUUUUGCAAUCUAAAGGUGAUUUUUUUUCACAAUAAAAUACAACACGAGUCCAGGGAAAGCCCGUAAAUCCAAGAGACAUAAUUUGCUAAUUGUUAUUAAGUACUGCUUGAAACUGAAGAAGCCUGGCUUAUGAUUCAUGCACCAUACGUUACACAAAUAUGAGGAUCUGAAACUGUGAGUAAAAUUUGGUAAUAGAUGAUAACGCAUCUGCAUCCUCACUGAAAGUUCAGAUGAUGUAUCUCAGUGGGACCCUCCUGGAUAGAUAACGGAUAUUCAAAGUUGAAAGCAGUUUUCUACUGCUGUAUAGUGCAUAACUCCAACCGUUGCUAUGGAAACCCAGAUGAACAUCAGUUCUCUUUUGAUGUACUCAAACUUGUUCGAGUUAGUCAACUUCCUGUGUUUUCAGUCACACUUGUUGCUGCUAGAGACCAGUAAGCUGAAUGCAUUUAGCGAGUUGGGUUAAGGUUCACUUAAGGUUGCCCAAGACCAUUACUCAAUUGUACUGGAACAUUUUCUACAUCACCAGUUGGAGUAGUUGGACUUGCAAGGCUGUUUUGGCUGGGUUUCGGAUCUUCUGAAUCGGUAUUGGUGGUCAGUGGGUCUUCGGUUUGAGCAGAGGGCUCUGAUUUUUCACUGGUUCCUGGAGUGUCCCCUUUGUUUUCUACAUUAGCUACAGCCGUUCCAUUACUUCCUGUUACACCAUUUCCAUCCUUUUCUUGACCAAACGUACUGCCCUUGUUUUGAUUUCCAAAUGUAGAACCAGGUGUCAAAUCUUCCAUCUCUUCUGCUUCUUGAAGCAAAGACAACCUUUUUGACAACCUCUGAGGCAGGAAGCUGGACAAGGAAAUCCUGUUGGAUGACCGGAGUUCCACCUGGCCAUUUUCAGCUCCUCCAUCUAGAAAUGGGGAUGGUCCGGCCCAGUCUUUGGUUGUUAUCUGCUGCUUCUUAAGUUUCCGUUUCUUUAAGUAGAUGAUCAGGAAUCCUACCAUCAUCAAUAUCAGGGCUCCUCCUAUUAUCCCUGCCACUGCUUUACUGUCACCUGAUCGCUGUGUAUGCUGAUCUUGUCUUUUGUUUGCCUUGGUUGUGUGGAUGAAUGGGGUUUUUGUGGUUGCCUUUGGAGUUUUAAACAAACUUGUGGACUCUGUUGCUUCUCCACCAAUGGCUGGGCUUGAAUUUCUAGACGCAGUAGAUGCAGUUAAAGUAGAAAUCGGAUGUGUGAACCCAGUUGAAUGUGUAGAUGAUAGGGUGUUUUCAUUGCUGGUGAAGGAGGAGGUUGACAUCUUUCCUGUGUCUUGACUUUGGGUGGAGUUGCUUUUAACUUCUGUUGAUGCUGAAGCUGUAGUUUGGCUGCUGGCUUUGCUGGUCAUCCCUGGAGUUUUUGGUGUAGUUCUUGUGUCUUUGCUUUGGGUGGAGUUGCUUAUAACUUCUGGUGAUUUUGAAGCUGUAGUUAGGCUGCUGGCUUUGCUGGUCAUCCCUGGAGUUUUUGGUGUAGUUCCUGUGCCCAAGGUGGAGUUUUUUAACGAAGGCGAUAGGAUAUUUGUUGGUGUUAAGAUAUUUGGUAAGAAAGUCUUGGAGAAGGGAGUCGGGGUGGUUUGCAGUGAAGGUUUACCACCUGAUUCUGUGGUUUUUUCAUCAGUUUUGGUUGGCUGCAUAAUGUUCAGACCAGAGACCUCUGGAGUUGGAUAUAUGCUGGAAGAGUUCUUUUUUUCUGUCUGGUUGGGAACCAUCACUUCAGUGACAGUGACAUUAGGAUUCUGGCUAGAGGUCACUGCCCUGCUUGCUGUGAGUUGCAGCAGCAAUAAGAAAAUGAAGCCAGAGAAAUCCAUGGCCCCGUUUUUCUUCUGUCAGGUUAAUGGUCUUUGUUGCUAAAACAGAGGAAAUGAUUUGUCAGAGAUGAACUGUAUAGAAAAUGAAGCAAUGUUCUCUGAUGAAGAAAUGGAUAAAGGAAGUUUUGAUAGGGUUGCGAAAUGUAUCUUGUGUUGCUUCAGUUCCUCAAAAUCAACUCUGAAUAGACUUCUAUUUUAAGUGUGCAUACUCGGGCUGUUCAUUAUCGUUUCAUCUACAGAUUAUUGUACAACAAAUUGAACAGCUGAUAAGCCCAAAAAUAUCAUAAAAUUAGAAACAUACCUAUCAUAAUUUCUUUGCCCCCUAAGGAGCUUAAGCUUGGCCAUGAUAGAUAUGUCCGAGUUAGGAUAUGUGUUACAAGACACAGCAAAAUGAACAUGUUUUCUUUGAGUUUUAAGGUAUAUAAUGUAAAAGCACUUCUAUUGAUACAGCCCAAAAGACAGUAAAGACAUACAUUACUACACCACUGAAAACAAACAUCAAAAUUGUUUUGAGUGUCACUCAGUUGGAAAGACAGUAGUCUGCUCUUAAUUAGUUAAAAAUGAAAUAUAUCAGUAAUGUUUUCAGUGUAGUUAUUUAUUGAACAAAACCAGCUUCUCUAAGUACCUCUGCAGAGCCAUAUCCUCUUAGUUUACAUUACUAAUAGAAAAAGUCUAUUUCAAUCAAUUUUGCCACCAUAGUUAUUAUCUGUCUUUUGUAUUUUUUUUUGUCAAAUUCUGCUAAUGUUUUCUCCUGUUUAUAAGCUGGAACCAUCAAAUAUUUAACAUUUUUUGCUGCCCAAAUAACGAAAAUGAUUAUUGCAUUAUUUAAACUUUUUGGUUAUUAAUUUUCUUCCUGUUAAUGAAAUAUUGAUUCAAAUAUUUUUUGCAGCUCCAGCACCAUAUCUGAAACCAAAAAGUGUUUUUUGUAAAACUCAGAUUCUGAGUUUACUUUUGUUUUUUUCAUGACCCAUAACCACCAUUGUUCUAUCUAAAUUACCCCAGAAGUCAUUAAGUUCUGAUGACUGGAUUGUUUGAGUCCAGUUAAUAUAAAAUCUAAGUUUUCUUUGUACAAACAUAUUACAGCCUUUUGGUAUACUUAGCCCUGUUUUUUUGCUCCAGCAUGAAGAUUUUAAGUGCACAUUCAAGUCAAAAUUUUUCAAUUUAACUAUCCAAAUCUACUUACCAGUUGGUGAAGUGAAUUCAGUAACUCCUCAGCUGUGUUCUUCAAGAAGGAUGUAGUUGGCGAAGUAGAACGGUCAUUGGCUAUUAUGGUGCUGCGUUCUGUAAGGAUAUCGCUCACUGAAAGCAGGAACUAGAUGCAUGGAGGACUAAAAUCUUUAGACGUGGUGUCUUGCCUCACUUAACAGGAAAUGUGUCAUUUGAAACUGAUGACAGCCCAACACUUUCUCAGUCUGUUGUGCCAAACAUAGUAGUUCAAGUUUCACACAUCUGUGAGGCGUUUAUGAAACACUGAAUUGGACAAACCUUAAUUGAAACACAGCUAAGCCUUGUAACUCAAGUUUUAACAACAACCCAAGAGUAAUUGAAUUAGAUAUAGAUAAAAGGAAAUCUCUAAAUCGCUUCAGAAUGUUUGUAUACUCAAUAUGUCCAGUUAAAGUCUACUUGAAGUCAGAUUGUUACCCUUAGUGUCUGACAUUACAGAAAGUAUCUUUGCAAAGACCCUCUUGCAAAAGAAGGAAAAUAUUUUUUAACAAAAAACUGCUGUUACAUAACUCUCCACGACACCAGACCAUGGUUAAUAAAAUAAUAAGUUAAAAAAAAAAAAAAAACAGUAUAUUUUAAGCAUGUGGAGCGUGGGAGUUGCUCAACGGAAUACAACGGAAAUGGGCUUUAUGUAACACUUAACCGAGUCUUCUGACCGCUCAAAGCCCAUCUACAUAACAUCUCACAUUCAUCCAUUCUGCUAUGUCAACACCCAUCAGUGUUUGUGAGAUGCCCAUUUCCUCCUCUGAGCUACAGACACAUCUUUUACGGCAGACUUCCAAUCCAUCACUAAAUUCAUUAAUGGCAGAAAUACAUUACUGAAGUUUAUGCUUUGGCACAGCAGAGCUUUAGUUCGUGCAGACUUACCUCAAUCUAAUUUGGUUACACCUUGAGUAAAACCCCCCAAAAAAAUGAAGUCACAGACUUCAUUUGUUAUUAAUCAUUGACAUGAAGUCUUGCACUGUGAAAUCUGCAUAGCAGUUUCUCUUGGGUGUUUUAUUGUAUCUGCUUUGCUCUACCUUCAUUUCUGUGAUGACUUUCAUUAAACCAUUAAUCUUUAUUAUUCGUACUUGAACACUGUCAAAGGAGGUCAAUCCAGUUAUAAGAAAUGUCACUUGAAUAAUUACCACUCAUUCACACAAUGGAAAAAAUAUUUAUUCAAUACCUUAACAUUUUCAAAAAGUUCUUUACAAUUUCACUUAUAGUAAUGCAAGAACAGUAGUUUUUUAAAGGAAUGCAGCGAUAGAAACAUCUUAAAGCCAAACUAAGAGAAGUGAAGUUUAAAAGACAUUUAUUAAACAGCAAGCACAGUUAGACUUUUUACCCAACUUCAUGAACAUCAUUUUAAUGUAACCUUUAUAGAAGUUAGGACUAUUGCCAGGGCAAUUAUGUAUGUAUCUCUGGAUCCCUUUUAGGAGUAUGUAAAGCCACAUAUUCAGCAGUUUUCUCAAUUUAAAUCAAUAUUCACUCUCAGUUACACCUCAUAAUUUUGUUGUACAUGUACAAUGACAGUAAAGAUAUUCUUCUUCUUCUUCUUCUUUUUCAUAUCUUAGAAUAAGUCAUGAUCUUAUGAAACAGAUGCGAAAAAAGGUACAAAAGUCAUGUUGGAUGUUUUAUAAUUACAUCUUAAGUAAUUCUCAUGAAACAUUAAAAAAUAUAAUUUUUUUCCACUUUAUAUCUUAGAAAGCAAAGAAGAUUUAAUUUUCCUUUAGGAUCAAUAAAGUUCUUGUAUUUGUACUUGCAUCAGUGCAACACUGUCAAGUAUUUUCCACAAUAUGCAACACAUGAUAACCAACAUUAAAUGACCCCAAAAAUGUUGUGUAGCGUUGAGUUUUUGAAGAGGCUGUUCUGUACCAAAACUAUAAAUGAACACACCAUCGAAAAAUGGAAACUUUUUAAGCUGCAUUCUCACCACAGAAACUCCACUCAUUGGUCCAGCUCCUGCAGCCUUUUAUUUCUCUGUCAUUGUUGGUGGUUUUGUUGUAUUCCUAAAACAUGGCUUUUCGUACAACAGGAACUGACUGAUCUUUCCUGAUCUUUAGGCAGCAAUGGAACACAAACAAGCUUGAAGGAACCAUUUCCAUUCAUGCAAAUUUUCCUGGGACAAAAAAUUCCAGCUACUCUGGGAUGAUCACAUUUUAAUUAUUUUAUAGUUGCUUUAUAAAAGUAAAGCCAAGUUUAAUCCUGUCCUUUGCCCUUUGCUGCAUGUAGCGCCAUUUCUCUUUCCCUUCCUAAGUUAAAAAACGGUUGUUUUUUUUAAAUAUUUCUUCCAUACUUAAUUUUAUAUGGGCACCAAAACGUGGAUAUCCCCCAUCCCCAAUUAGUCAUUUUGAAUUAGGUCCAGCAGCCCUUUGUCUUACUGAAAUUUUGGUUAACAAAAUCUGUGAGUCAAAAACCUGUAAAGAACAUCAAUAAAACCUGCCACCGCAACAAGGCGGGGUUACCUUCUUAAACAACGAGAGGCAUGUCCUCUAGAUCCCUGGGAACCUCCAAACAGGAGUCCCUGGAGCUGGAGGUCUGCAUCUGAAUAGCCUUGUCUUCAGGUUCAAAAGUCAUUGCCACAGCUCCUUCCUCCUGCCCUGCGUCAACCUCCUUUGUUAUUUCGUCCUGAUACUCUUCCUCCAUCUUGCUGUCUGCUUGUACCUCCUCCAGCAUGACACUGGCAUCACACGGACCAAUCAGUCCUUGAGCCUCCGGACGGUCAUCACCCCAGUAGCCUGCACUUCCCACUAAGUCCAUGUUGGACCUGGAGGUUCUUGGGGCAUGAACCCGGCGCUGAAGGUGCCAGACCUGCCAUGCCAGUACCACAGUGGCAAUCAGCAGGCAGACAAUCAGCCCCCCGGCUGAUCCCAAAGCUAUCAGUCCCAUCUCGGUGUCAAUCAGGCAGUCUGCUCGGGUCUCAUUUGUGUCUAUAUCGAAAGAGUUUGAGUGGUCGAUGGUAGCAGAGUUGGGCCCCAAAGAAGGGGUUAAGCUGAUACCUUGAUCGUGUGUUUCAGAAGAAUACUGCUGUGUGGUUGAAAGGUCUGCUUCAGUAGGACGAAAAGGGAGCUGGUUUAGGAGGAGAAACAGCCAGAAUGUCCCGAAGCUUUCCAUCAUGCUCUGAAAUAAUGAAACAUUUUCAGAAAGAGGGAACAAAAAGACUUUUUCACUUACAGCAUGCAAAUCAAGCAGCAAAGUUUAAUUUUAAAUGCACGUGAACACUCUUGGUCAAAAUCAAGGUGCUACAUGUAAAAGAAAAAUAACUUUAUGAUUAAGUUUGCCAUUCAAGAAGUUUCAGCUGUAGCGUGCUCAAAAAGAAGCAGUAUUUUCUAAAUUUCAUUGAAUACUUACUUAUUGUAGUCUUGUUUGGAGGUUUUGGUGAAGGAACGCCGUGAGACACCAGCUGCAGUCAGACUUAUGUCAACUCUAAGCUAACUUCCUGACCCCCUAUGUGGGUCUAUCUCUGGUCUGGUUAUUUAGGGGCUUCUGGUCUGAUACCACAGAAACUGAAGAGCUCUUACAAGAGACGAGACACAGAAAGAGAGAGCGUUUCUUAGUGCGAAAAGAACUUCAACUAGUGACACAAACAACAUUAAAACCCAACCACCCAAUACAUCACUAUUAUGGUCACAGCGUAACAUUGUAAGGCUUCAAUGGUGAUUUCAGCUUUUGUGUUUUGUCUAUCUCUUUUCUUUAGAUUUAAAACCGGCCAAAUUAAUGGAGACCUCCUCAUCUAUCAUGUCCUCCUCACACUGAAGCCCUACUAUGCUAAACCCUAUGAGAUUGUGGUCGACUUAACUCAUGUGGGACCCAGCAAUCGCUUCAAGACUGACUUUCUGUCUAAGUGGUUUGUGGUGUUCCCUGGCUUUGCCUAUGAGAAUGUAGCAGCUGUAUAUGUAUACAACUGUAACACCUGGGUGAGGGAGUACACCAAGUACCACGAGCGGCUUCUGACGGGGCUGAAGGGAAGUAAACGGCUCCAGUUCAUCGACUCUCCAGCUAAGCUUGCUGAGCACAUCGAACCUGACCAGCAGAAGCUGCCUGCAGCCACCUUGACUCUCGAGGAAGACCUUAAAGUGUUCCACAAUGCCCUUAAACUUGCCCACAAGGACACCAAGGUCUCCAUAAAGGUGAGGAUGCAACCACAGUUCAAAAAAGUUCGAAGUUUAAUCAAAAGAAGGGAACUGGAUUUAAGUAAUUCUUGGGUUUCUUAAAUAUAUAUAUAUUUUUUGUAUUGGUCAGGUGGGCUCAACAGCAGUCCAGAUAACCUCAGCUGAGCGCACCCGCGUCCUUGGCCAGCCAGUCUUCCUCAAUGACGUAUACUACGCCUCAGAGAUUGAAGAAAUUUGCCUGGUGGAUGAGAGCCAGUUUACCCUAACCAUGGCCAAUCAGGGCACGCCGCUCACAUUCAUGCAUCAAGAGUGCGAUGCCAUCGUCCAGUCCAUCAUCCACAUCCGGACACGGUGGGAGCUGUCCCAACCAGACUCCAUCCCCCAGCACACCAAGAUCAGACCCAAAGAUGUUCCUGGGACUCUGUUGAACAUUGCUCUGCUGAACCUUGGCAGCUCAGACCCCAGCCUCAGGUCAGUGCUGUAGGGCACUGUGACUUUCUUAAACACUCAAGCGGUGGCCAUAUUUCCAAACAAGCUUAAAAAAGGGGGGCGUAAUUGUGGCUGAAAUAUCAGAAUUGUUUGUGAUACUGAUAACAGGAUUGGUUUUUGGAUUCUAAAUUGCUCCUGAACGGUGCACCAGUGAGCUAGCCAAUCAGUGUCUCAAUAGUGUCUCAAAUUAUAAUUUGCCUGCGCUUUGAAAAAAAUCAAAUUAUCGCAGGUCAACAAAGAACAAAGGUGCUGGAGCAGAGUUUGAAUUUGGUCAAAUUUCAGUAGUUAGUGUUCCCCAUCAAAUAUAAUGCAUGAUAUUUAUUUUGCUAGCGUCAGAGGGGGUCUUAAUUUUAGCAGAUAGUUUUUAGAUAGCAGAUAGUGUUAAUCUGCAGCAUUCUGUGUGGCGUUAUUGUUGUAUCAAACGUGCUUUAUGAAUUAAGUCUGAUGAAUGAUUGUUAAUGGUAUCAAGUUAGGAAGACUGUUGCUGCCCUUCUCUUAACAUCUAUGGCUUGUUAUCCUUUGAACAUCUAGGUCCGCAGCUUACAACCUGCUGUGUGCUCUAACCUGCACCUUCAACCUAAAGAUCGAGGGGCAACUGCUGGAGACGUCUGGUCUCUGCAUUCCCGCAAACAACACACUCUUCAUCGUCUCAAUCAGCAAGACUCUGGCUGCCAAUGAACCCCAUCUGACUCUGGAGUUUCUGGAGGAGUGCAUCUCGGGCUUCAGCAAGUCCAGUAAGUUUUGGAGAGCCGAGUUGUGUUUGUAUCUGUCCUCUGUAUUAAGAUAAAGUAACUUGACCAGCAGGCAACUCACCACACUGAGAGUGUUUACAAAGUCCUUUUUAAACGUUAACCUCUAUUGAAAUUACCAUAGCAACAGCAUUGUAGCAUAAAUUUCAUAACCUGUAGCUUAUAGAUUUUACACAUGAGAAGUAUUUGAAAUUAUUGCAAAAAGAUUGCAGCAAGGUUUAAAAAAACACAACUCCGAUACUUUCGUCAAUGGAAAUGGAUUUUUAAGUUAUGUAUUAUAAUAGCUUAGGCUGCAUAGAUUUUACGGAUGUGAAGUAUUCAAAACAAUACUAUUUAUGAUUGAAAUAAUCAUAAAUAGUCAUGUAGGUAUUUAUCAUCUAAUUUCUGUUGCAUAGAAUAUUCCUGCCUCUCCUUCCAACUUCAAAAUCCUCCUUAAAAAAAGUUUAGAAAUACAAUCAAAGUUGUGUAAUGCUGUGACUGAUAUUGAGAUGAUCCGCCCUGGCUGUAUGUGAUAUAGUGAAUUCAAGACGGAGUUGUGUUAAUUAGAGGUGUUUUGUUGUUCUGUGUCAGGUAUCGAGCUGAAACAUCUCUGUCUUGAGUACAUGACACCCUGGCUGCUCAACCUGGUCCGCUUCUGUAAGCACAAUGAUGAUGCCAAACGCCAGCGUGUCACCGCCAUUUUGGACAAACUCAUCACCAUGACAAUCAAUGAGAAGCAGAUGUAUCCCUCCAUCCAAGCUAAGAUUUGGGGCAGCCUGGGCCAAGUGAGUCCUGUACAUCUUCAGCUUUCUGAGUGAAAAGCAUUUAUGUGGAUUUAACCUCUGACACUCUCUCUCUUUCUUGUUUCUCAGAUAACAGACCUGCUGGACGUGGUGCUGGACAGCUUCAUUAAGACUAGCGCCACAGGAGGACUGGGCUCCAUCAAAGCAGAGGUCAUGGCUGACACUGCGGUGGCUCUGGCUUCAGGGAAUGUUAAAUUAGUCUCCAGCAAGGUGAGACUCUGAGAUGAAAUAUCUGCCAGGUUACCUGUGUUUAGAAUGUUAAUGAAGUGUAGAGAUAUUCAAGUAAUGCUGACAAACUGAUGCAAAAAAAAACUGUGAAUACUUUCAUGUUAAAUGAAAAAUAUGACCAGACUUAAUUCAUAUAGUGCUCUCUCCCUUUCAGUACUUUAUAAUAUGUGAAUUACCAAAUCCCUAGAUCACUUCCAAAAAUGUAAGUUUUAACGAGCUUCACAGGGGCACUAAGAUAGAGUAGGAGGGUCAUAACUUAAGGGACUGAUAAAGAGAUCACUGACUCAGCUCAUCUUAUCCUAUAUAUGUUUCUAAUUCUCAAUGACAUGACACUGCAUGGCACAUUCACCCUAUAAAACUCAUGAGGCGCUACACAUGGAUGUAAUGCCUCAUGAGGUCAAUAAUUUAUAUGCCCAUUCACACGUGGACCAACAGCCAUGUCUUUGAAAGGAGCUGGGUGGGUUGUCUGCCAUGGUCAAGGAACUUCUGGCAAGUGGGGGAGAGCUAGGGAUUGAAACACUGACCCAUCAAGAGGAGAACACCCCACUCUACCUCUGCUUACAUUUACUGUCAUGAAUGACACAGAAUUUUAAUCCAACCUAUUGUUCCAUACAGAUAAACAAAACACACAUUUUCUCCAAUAUGUGUGCAAAAGUUAAGGAUAGUAAAUUCAGUAUUGAAGACUUAAAGGCCAAUACCAUGUUUUAAGUCAGUGUUGUACUCAUAGCAAGAAGUUUUCAAAUGCUGCAGAGAGAGUUUGAGGAAGAAGUAACAAUGCUGCAGCAGCAAAAACCACAUGAUAUCCUGAAUCUGACCACAAUACGGGAAAGAACUUGUACAGGAAACUGUUCAGCUGAAUUAUCCAGUUUGUUUUGACACUAAAAUCUGUGUCAAACCUUUGUAAAAGAUGGCUUUAAAUUUACCAUGUCAAUCUCUAAAUUCAUCAGAAAAUGUACUAAAAUAAUAAUUUUCACUUUUAGAUUGUAAAACACUUCUUGAAACUUCAGCGCUGUAUUUAGUUUCACAUCUCUAAAACUUCCUUCCCUGACUGAAGAUAAAAAGCUUUCUAUGCAAACACCAGUGUUCUCACUCUCACAGAAAACAUUUAAUUUCCUCACAUAGAGCUAAAAAAAAACCUUAUAGUCUCAGUUUUACAAGUCCCACAAAAGUUGGCUGUAUGUCUUACUACAACACUGUAAACACAGAAUAAAGAGAUCAAAACGUGAUUUCACACAAGGAGAUAACACAAGAGUUGAAACAAUGCUGAAAGUGGAAGUUUUUUGAAGCCUCAAAUGUUUUAAUGAUAAUUUUAGAUUUGUAACAGAACAAUAAUAAUGAUAAUUGAUUAACUAAUUUUGAUCAAUUUGCCUCUGAUAGACAAAAUCAGCUCUCGAUGUAUUUAUCAUUUGCUGACAUACUUACCUAUUACUGGGGUAAAAAUAAAUCCAAAGCUGUGAAUCCCUCCUGACUCAGAGUAUCCAAAGAGACAGACUCAUCCUCUCACCAUCCAUCAUCUGUGGGCUCUGAUUGCUCAGAAACACAAACUCAACAUACAGACAGACACAAUAGAAAAGCCAGGCCCUGGCUCCUAUUAUCGCAGACAGCAGCUCUGCUGUGAAUGGUGACCAUUGUGAGGACUGUUGAUUAAGAAAACACUCUCAGUGCUUAACUUUGAGUGCUGGAACAUCAGUAGUUAAAUGCUAAUUUUGACCAUAGGGUUAUAAGGUUAUCAUUUUAAAGUUUUAGAACAAGUUAACAUGUCUGAUAGGCCAUACAUGAGCCUUUUAGCUGGUGUUAUCCUCACAGUUACAGUCUGAUGUCAUGGCAGGACAGCCAGCUGAAACAAAGGAGCCUUGUUUGUGCCUCUUGAACUCUGUGUCACCCAGAGCAGAAUAAAUGCUAUUUUCUAACUGCCCGUAAGCACCGACAUAUUGUGUAUCAGCUCCAUGUCCAAAAAGACAUGCACAGUGUUAAAAGCAGCUCUCCACUGUGGUUUACACUAUUAGUCUGAAUUCUCACAAAGGUGCUUUAAUAAAUGCUGUCGAUUUAUUAAAGCGUAGAGUUAUUCUACAACUUAUUCAGAAUAAUUCACACGAAAUACAGAUGGAGAGUUACCUGCGUUACCUGUGCUUAACUGUUUGUUGAAAACAAACUGAACCAUUCUUACUCAUUGUCAGUUUAGUGAUUAAAAGAUAAGUGAAGUUGCCCUUACCCUUAUUGUAGGUAUUGAGCUCAUAUUGAGCUGUCAUCCUACAAAGCAGUGUUUUCAGUGGAAAAACUCACUUAAUACUGGAAGCAGCUACCUCACUGAGGAAUUAAAUUUAAGCCUGCAACUCCUCCAAUGUCCACAGGGGGCUGUCCCAAAGUGAGUAAAGCCCCAUAGAGUUCCAUGUAAAAAAAUGUCUAACUUUGCAGCAGAAAUAAACAUGAUUACAGCCUGGCAUAGAAGAAACCAGUUCCAUCUCUAUAGCUGGUUUCACUAAAUGGGGCUAAAUUUGUACAUAAAUCAUCUGCUACAGUUAUAUUAAGGCUUAAGGUUUUGCAUAAUUCAGGCACAUCCUCAUGAAGCAGCUAGCUGUCUGCUUGGUCUAGAUGUCAUUUUCAUAUACAGUCACUUCUGAUUCCAAAUAACCAGCAAAGCAGCAGCAGAGAGACCUUAUUUUAAUAGAAAGAGGCUUCUGUACUUAAGUUUUUAAGAUGUGCCUUAUCACAUUUAAAGUUAUAGAACUAAAUCAGCACUUUGCCAUGGAGAAAGAGGAGAAGCUAACAACAAAACCCCGGCACAUUGUUGAAAGAAGGCUAUAUCUAGUCUGUGUCAGGUCUCAGCCCAUCUAAUGACUCGAGUUUAAGAAGAUAACUCUGUAUAUUUAUAUGGAAACCCUGUGACCUCUCUUUUUAGAAACUACAGAGUCACUAUCCUUUCCCUAUAUGUUGGUGGUUCCUUAAGUUACCACUUCUUAGUUGUUGUUUUUGUGCUUAAACAUGGUAUUUAAAGAAGGUGUUUGACCAGGGCACUCAGUUUGGUUGGUAUAUUCCACUGAAUACAUAUUGCGAAAGCGUCCAUUCACUGAUUCUUUGUUGUUGUUUUUUUGUUUGUUUAUUUUUUUUGCAGGUAAUUGGCAGGAUGUGUAAGAUUAUAGAUAAAACAUGUCUGUCUCCGACGCCCACGCUGGAGCAGCACCUGAUGUGGGACGACAUCGCCAUCUUGGCCCGCUACAUGCUCAUGCUGUCCUUCAACAACUCCCUGGAUGUGGCGGCUCACCUGCCGUACCUGUUCCAUGUGGUGACCCUGCUGGUGGCCACCGGGCCUCUCUCCCUCAGGGCCUCCACCCACGGUUUAGUCAUCAACAUCAUUCACUCCCUGUGCACCUGUUCACAGCUCAACUUCAGCGGUGAGGGCUUCAUUCAGCUGGUUAAUGAGGCCUGAUUGAAGGCAUUAGUUAGAUUUAACAGUCUCAUUGUGAAUGGGAAUAAUGGAGAUCAGUGGGUUUUUUUCAGGUCUGUUUGACCUGAUAUAUGCCUUACAACUCUGACAUAAUUUCACUUUCCACAGUAGUAACUCCAAAUGAAUACGGCUCCUGAUACUGUAAAAUUGACUUUUGCUAUUACAUAUGUUUUUUUUUUUUCAAAAUCAUCAAUUUUUAGAGUUUGUUGAAGCUGCUGUAAUAAACCCAUAAAACCUGUUUUUCAGAACCUUCAGCAUCCCUUGCACCAUUUAUCCGCAACUCCACAGAACAACUAAAUUUUGAUUGUUUUUUCUGGCACCUCAGCCCAGUUGUUUUAAACAUUUCCUUAUGCUUACAGUUAUAGCUGUUUAACCAUUACCUUGGGGCAGCUAUCUGAAGCAUUGAUCCAGUACGUAGAGACUAUUACUAACAUUUAUCUGUUACUUUGAGAAAAUUACUGAAUCAGGGUACACACUACAAGAUAAUUGUCUCAAAUCAGAACCCCCUGAAGGCACAGGCUUAAUCUUUAUGAUUGGUUUUCAAGAGUUGUAAUCUUUACAGAUUUGUCAUUUGUUGUGUUGAAUGUUCACAUGAUACAGCGGACUUAACUGAUGAGAUUUAAAAUAUUAGAUAAACAACUCUGAAAACUGAUGUAAAAGCACCCACUGGAUCAUAUGUGCCUCUGGUUGGAAGUUACGAGUGUUGAGGACUGAAAUAAAAGCAACUGGAAAGGAAGAAGUACUCUACAUGACGUUUUUAUAACAGCAGAGGGCAAGAGCCAAUAAUAGAUGCACAAAAUUCAGAAAAAGCAAAAUGAGUCACAAAUACUGAAUGUAAAUGUUUGUUGUCGUCUUUGUUUUCAGAGGAGACAAAGCAGGUCCUGAGGCUGAGCCUGACUGAAUUCUCCCUGCCAAAGUUUUACCUUCUGUUCGGCAUCAGCAAAGUGAAAUCAGCCGCUGUCAUUGCCUUCCGCUCCAGCUACAGAGACCGCUCCUUCUCCCCGGGCUCAUAUGAGAGGGAGACAUUCGCCCUGUCCUCUCUUGAAACUGUCACUGAGGCCUUACUGGAGAUCAUGGAGGUCAGGAGAGAAAAUGAAGCUCACUCAAAGUUCGUUUUUCAUCUUCAAAGAUUCAUUCUUUUUUCUUUGUAACUUCUUGUCUUCAGGCCUGUAUGAGAGACAUCCCAGCCUGCAAGUGGUUAGACCAGUGGACAGAGCUGGCACAAAAGUAUGAACCUCCUCUGUCUCCUAUUUUCAAAAAUUUAAUGUGCGGUUUGGGGUGCAUGUGUAAUUAUUUAUGUGUUUGUUUUCUAGGUUUGCCUUCCAGUACAACCCAUCCCUGCAGCCCAGAGCUCUAGUUGUGUUUGGCUGUAUCAGUAAGAGAGUGAGCCAUGGUCAGAUCAAACAAAUCAUCCGGAUCCUCAGCAAGGCCAGCCCUCUGCUCAGCAUCGACCGGGUGAGCAUACACUUUCACAUUUACAAACUCUCUAUGUGAGUGUUUCUAACUUGAACUCUUUUCUAUAGAACCUUUAUAGCCAUUGGUUAAUACAUCUACUUAACAGGUAUCGUAUAAGUGUUCAGUCUUUUUAUAAAAGUUAGUCAAAGUGGGGACCUGCCCUUAAUAGACUGAAACCAUAAUCUCUUAAUCAUUUGUAAGAACUUUCUGUGUAGUUCCAACUUAAGAUUUAUCCAUUUACACUCUGACAUGCAUUUUUUUCCCCUUUAUUUUAAACAUUCAAGUGGUACAACACAAAGCAAGGGGCUUGCAACACAGACCUAAAGAGUGUGAUUUAUUAAUCAACAGAAGAAAGUACAAACUAGAAGUAAGAAAAUUACACUGUGGGACUGAACUUUAAUAGACUUCUGUGAAUGAUUAUUCUCUUUGUCUUAAAACUCAAAGAAUAUUUAUAUUUGUUGCUUUCAAAUAAAGGACAUAUUUUCUUGUUGCUGAAGUUACAUUUUGAAGUAACUAUUUUUGUGCAACCCAGAGUUCAAAAACCAAGUCUCUGUUAUAAAUGAGAGUAAAAACAGCAAAUCCUUAUAGUUAUGAGGCCACCAUUUGGCCUGUUACCAGCCAGUUAUUCCCUGCUCACUUCCAUUUCCUGCCAAAAAGAGCCCAAAAAUAAAUCUUAGAGAAAAUUGUACUGACUUUUGCAUCGAUAAAGUAGUCCUGUGACCUUUUCAUUGAGCGUAUUUAGUUAAUAAUAAUUUGUGACAUUUUAUUUACAAUCACCUUUCUCAACACUCAAGGUCACUUUACAGAUAAAAACAGUACAAUAAAAUGAGAUAAAAACAAACACACAUGGGGCCAAGUUAUUACAAAGUGUAGGCUAUUUGUUAGUUAGUUAGUUAGUUAGUUAGUUAGUUAGUUAGUUAGUUAGUUAGAAUCUACAUUCUGAAUUUAGUUGCAGGUUUUUCUGUAAUUAAGUGUUGUUGAAAAAGUAUAAAUGAAUUAUGAAGAUUAUUUUCAUUUUUGAUAUAGAUGAUGUGAAUCACAUUUUGACCACUAGGUUUUUUUUAGGUGAAUUUGAAUCAGAUUAAUGUUAGUGUUGCUAUCCUUUUCUGUGCAGGGAUGACACUCUUAAGGUUGAUCCCUUUUGUCGUGUAUUGUAAUUAAUUUCAAAUUUAAUGGACUUGAUCUGUCUCGUCUCACCUCAUCCUCUUCUUCCCUCUCAGGGUCUGGAGAGCUGUCUGAAAGGUCCGGAUAAUUACAACAGCCAAGUUUUAAUAGAGGCCACCGUCAUCGCUCUGACCAAGCUGCAGCCUCUACUCAGCAAGGUAAAAAGAAAAUUACUUAAAACCAAAGAUAAGACAAAAUCUGUCUGUUUUAAUGCUGCUGAGUAUCAACAAAGUGAAAAAAUGUUUUUUUUUACUUUCCCCCUUUGGGUUGAUGUUGCUCAGUUGAAUCUGUUUAAUAAUCAGAUGUCUUAAGUGUAGUUUUGUUGUGAUAUGGGGUAUAAAUCUUUGUCAUCCGCCGUGUUUGUAGAUGUUGUUGUGACUGUUCUGAAAGUAAGAAUAAAUAAGAAAGAAGCAUGCAAAGCACAAAAAUGAUCAUCCAUGGUGAAUUAUUAUUUUUAGCUACUCUAGAUUUUUUUCACUCAAACUUGAUCAAGUCGUGCUCUAACAAGCCCCCUGUCUGUUUAUGUGUGUGACUGUGUGUUUGUGUGGGUGUGCAGGAGUCUCCUAUGCACAAAGCUCUUUUCUGGGUGGCAGUAGCUGUGCUGCAGCUGGAUGAAGUGAACCUGUACUCUGCAGGCACUGCACUGCUGGAGCAAAACCUCCACACUCUGGACACCAUGCGUGUUUUCAAUGACAAGGUACAACACAGAUACACACAAAUACUGUUGUUGUCCCAGACGACUCAGGAUGAAAGCACCAUCACUUUAAUUUGAUUUUAUGUAGAGAAAAAAAAUCAACAAAAGUGGGAAAAUAUUUUUUUUUAUUUUCCUUACUUAGUGUUCAGAGGGAGUUCAAUGCAGAACAAAUGUUAUUGUUAAUUCUGACUAAGAGUUCUUCACUGUCAAUGUUAGGCACUCAGGCUCUGGGAUUAAUGUCAUAUGUAAAGUAGAUAGAUAUACAUAAAUAAAUCCUUGAUACUUAUAACGAACAAACAAACAAAGGAAACAGAAAUUCUGCGUUCCCUUGAUUCAAGUACCCCAAUAACUUCACAUCAAUGUAAGAGAAACCUGAAUUGUUAGUUGUAAAUAAAACACAAAAUUAAAUACAUUAUGGAUAAUUUCGAAGUUGAGAUGGUUGAUUGAAAAAACAAAAGGUAGAUUUUGAUCAGCAACUAAAGCGAUCGUCCUCCUCUUCUGCCUGUUGCAGAGUCCAGAGGAGGUGUUCAUGGAGAUCAGGCGUCCUUUAGAGUGGCACUGUAAGCAGAUGGAUCACUUUGUGGGCCUCAACUUCAGCGCCAACUUCAACUUUGCUCUGGUGGGGCAUCUGCUCAAAGGUAAGAGAUUAAUGUGCAUGUGCAUAGUUCAGUCCUGCUGUAACAGGAAGUUUGGGUGAUGACUUUUCUGUGUAGAUAAAUGCAGAAGUUUUACUGUGUGUUUCUAUGCCCACAGGUUACAGACACCCUUCGGCCACCACAGUAGCGAGGACGGUGAGGAUCUUGCACACUCUGCUGGCUCUCAUCAGCAAACAUCUCAAGUGUGACAAGUUUGAGGUCAACACACACAGUGUGGCAUACUUGGCAGGUAAGAAACAGACUCUUUUACUGAAUCUGAAUAAAAGCUUUAAAAAAAAAAGAGGAUUUUUAGGCAGAGUGAUUUUUACUGGGCCUCAGUGCUACUGAAAUUUUAUUUACUUUGUGAUCAAAUGAAAAGGUCAGCACCUCAUGCAAGAAAGAGACAGUCGAGCAUGGGAUGUUCAAUUGUUACACAUGAAUUUGUCGUUAUAACAGACGUUUAAAUUACCACAGUAAAGAGGGAAGAAAAGACUCAGAAAACCAUUAAAACUGAGCACGAUUUAUUUUACAUACUGCCAAAUCAGGCUAGAAGAUACCAUCUGCUCUCUGUUGUCUAUGUUUGUUUAUAUCAGAGUAGAGCACUAUAGCAUCAUGGCAGUGGCCCCAGCUAGUGGUGGGUGGAUAUGCCACGAUUUAGUCACAACAUAUGGCUGGCAUUUGGGGCCUUCAGGGGUGAAAUAUUAGUGAUUAUUUAAACAGUCUAACAGUUCUGGUGCUGACGAUAAAUAAUUUAGUUCAUAUACACAAACAUGCACAUCCCUGGUCCCACACACUGCAGCAGACUCACCAGAAGUGACUUUUUGGAUGAGUGGAUUUGGUGUGGAGUGGUCAAGUGGUCUACACACACACACCGUCUCUCUCAUUGUUUCCUGCUCUGUCCAAUGUCCUGUCCUCUUCAAAUACAGACAGACAAAAUAGACAGGAAAUACAUCUUGGCAAUAUCCUGUCUUGCAUUUCAGGUCUGUUUGACUCUAAAUGGGGUCAUAAUUUAAAAAGAAAAAAAAAAGACAUGUUGUAGACUUGAAAACUAGAUAUUGGAACUGGAAAUUUUUAAGGAAUAAGUUUCCCAAAGAACAAAUCCACUGAAAAUUAGCACCAUUCCCAAUAGUCAUCUGUGUGAUCAGACUUGUGUCAUCAAGCAGUCAAGUUUCAGACAUUUUUGCUUCUGCUUGAACCUCUUAAAUACAGUCAAUGCUUUUUUCUGCACCACAGAAAUAUCGACAGAAACGGGAGGGAGCUACCUUUUCUGCAGCCAACAAUCAGCUCAAGAUGCAUGUUAGAGAGUCAAGAUUCAGGGUUCAUCAGUGUAACAUUUACCAGUGCCUGACUUACAGCAUCAGUGUUUUUCUGUUUUAGAAUAACCUCAUGGUUUCUUGUCUGUCCUUUUGUGGUGAUGAAUUUGUCUGAUGUGGACUGGCCGUUGUUAAUCCUCCUCUCCUCUCGUCUUCACAUUCAGCUCUGCUCACGGUGUCAGAGGAGGUCCGGAGUCGAUGCAGCCUCAAACACAGGAAGUCUUUGCUGAUCUCUGACUUGUCUAUGGACCCAGUGCCCAUGGACACAUACUCAAGUCACAUCACUGAUCCCAGCUGCAGGUAAAGCUGUCUGUGCUCUUUACAUAGAGUACAAACUAGGUGUUGGUAUAAUGGAGAGUUGCACAAGAAAGGGGUCUCCACCUUUUCCUCAUUUUAUGAUUCUGUGCUGGAAAAAAUCUAACAGAUGUUUCAAAUCCAACUUUGAAAUUAGUUGGAUUUUUAAAAACUUUCUCAUAGUUUCUUUCUCUCUGUCCUCUGUAUAGUCAAUGUUUUAUGUCAGUUUUAACAUUAGAGACCAGUUCCCUGUUGUGCACCACACUUAUUAGCUCACAUAUCCUGGCUUUAUUUGAUAUUAACAGAUUACUUUCUUUUAUAUUUGUGAACAUGAAGUCAGUCUAAGUUUUGAAUCCAAUGGUUUGAAAAAGUCUUAAAUUAGUUGCAAGAACUUGUGAUAUCUGAUCUUUGACCCCCUUUCAGGACUCUGCGAGAGACUCAGCCGUGGACAUCCCCUCAGGUUUCAGAGCGUUACCUGUCCGCCCAUCACUACCCUACUGUGGGUCAGAUCAGCCCACGCACACGCAAGUCCAUGAGCCUGGACAUGGGACAACCAUCACAGGCCAACACCAAGAAGCUCCUCGGUACGACUCUAUGAUGUUUCAGUUCAUUCAGAGGAGAAAUCAUCUGUAAAAUGCACAUUUUAAACUUUUGAUUUUUGCUUCUCAGGUACCAGGAAGAGCUUCGAUCACCUCAUUUCAGAUUCUAAAGCACCAAAGAGACCAGAGAUGGAGUCUGGUAUGACCACACCUCCAAAGAUGAGGCGUGUUGCAGAGAAUGACUAUGAGAUCGGUGAGAAUGCAAAACAACCUUAGUUUUUCCUCACAAAACAUAUCUUCAAAUACACACUGUAACUUCAAUUCUCCUUUUUUUCCAAUCGCAGAGACUCAGAGAAUCGGGAACUCUCACCUACGUAAGGUGUCAGUGUCAGAGUCUAAUGUUCUGCUGGAUGAGGAGGUUCUGACUGACCCCAAGAUCCAGGCUUUGCUGCUCACUGUGCUGGUGAGGAAAAAAAAAACACAGCAGAAAACGGAUUAUAGACAUAAAGCAGCAUUAUUUUAUGUUUUCAAGUUACUGACUGUGCUCGUUUUCAGGCCACACAGGUCAAAUACACUACAGACGACUUUGACCAGAGGAUUCUGUACGAGUACUUGGCUGAAGCCAGCGUUGUCUUCCCAAAGGUUUUCCCUGUAGUGUAAGUACAUACAUUUCUGAUAACUUCAUGUUUGUGUUUCUGGGGUAAUAUGAACACCAGAUUAACAAUGAGGUGUCAAUAGAGUUCAUGAUUUUCAAAAUCAUUUUGAAGCAUGUAGAGCAGAAAGGGAAACAGCUUUUAGAGAGAGAGAGAGAGAGAGAGAGAGAGAGAGAGCAGGAUCCUGUUGUCACUCAUUUCUUUAAAAAAAAAAGAAAAACACUUGAUUCAAAAGUCCUGAAUCAGCAGGAUUACUGAGUCAAGGACAAGUAGUUCUGCUACAAAUGUUUUUUGUAUUCAGUCACAUGCAUUUGUGUUUCAAUGAGACGAUACAAUUUGAACAUGGAGAAAAUGGAGCAAAAAACUGCAGUCAGUAACUCUUUGAGAACUCGUGUCCUUGGCAUAGGAUAUACAGUUUUCAGUUUCAGUAUACCAAACAACAUCGCAGUCGUUCAACAGGUGAGAAGUAAUGACUAGUGAACAGGUGGUAAUGAGAACUAGAAUCCAGACAGAGUGAGCAGGACCUUAACAUAAACCAUAGAGGACAUGUCGUUUAUAAUUUAUCCUUUCCUACAAAUAAAAACAUUAACAAGUUGACACAAAAUGUUGAUUUAAAGAUGAUUUUUCUUGGGCACUAAUGGCCUAAUGACCUAAGGACCCAGCUUAUGAGGCUAUAGUCCUCUUCACAGAGGUCGCUGGUUCAAUUCCCAACACAACCUUUAGUUGCAUAUGUCUUACCCCACUCUGUAUUCCCCACAUUUCCUGUCUGUCUUCAGCUGUCUCUCUUUUUAUCUUAUAAAGGGAAAAAUAUGCCCACAAAUAUAACUUAAAUAAAUAAAUAAAAUUUCAAUUCACACUCAAUUCAAAACAUUGACCAGCCUGUUUAUUUUAAUUCACAUUAAACUUAAACUUAUAAAACAUUUUUGUUGGUGAUAUUUUGAGACAAGGUAAAUGAGGAUUUUGCAGGAAUAUUUGUGAAUAUAUUUCUUUCCUCAUUCAACUCUCUCCCCUCUCCGAGUUUCAACAUUGUCACACUAUUAACUGAGACGGAAAUCACCAUGUUUAAGAUUGUUGCUGUCAUCACCUCCUCUCAUGAUUUGAGUUACUCUGUAGCAAUUGGAAACUUAAGAGAUACACUCAACAGCUCUGCUGUCGAUGCUUCAAUUGCAGGAUAGGGUGUGUCCCCACACCUCUUUUUUCACAUCUAUGCCCAAUAACUGUCAUGAUUUCCUGACUAUUGAGUGCCAAGAACUUGUAUAGGAAAGUUUAAGAAAACAGACACGAAACACAUUUCUUUUUGCAGCACUGAAUAGAAGUAUGUCUCAUCUAUUUUAAUUUUAUUCUGAGUGUGCAAAUUUGAGAAACCAAAUAUGAGUUAUGUUAUGUUCAAGGCUGUGGUAUUACGACCUCUUACACCUUCUUAGGUUGCUGCAUCGACUCUAAGACAAACCUCAAGUUGCUAACACUUGCGAGAGUAAAAAUACUGACACAACAGGUGAACGUCUAAACUUAAUUUAAACCACAGACAGUCUGAGUGACAGCAGAGCCUCACUUACACACUCUCAACAUCACCUGUUAAUGUGUGUGUUUUCUCUUCUGCAGCCACAACCUCCUGGACUCAAAGAUCAACACUGUGCUGUCCAUGUGUCAGGACACCAAUCUGCUGAACCCGGUGCACGGCAUCGUGCAGAGUGUGGUGUACCACGAAGAGUCGCCCCCUCAGUACCAGCCCUCCUAUCUGCAGAGUAAUGCACCUAUCCGCUAGCUUACACAGGAGCAGAUUUAUAAAACAUUUCAGAUCUUUGUGCUUUUCUUAGUAAGCAUUUUCACCCUGCCUCCCCUCUCUCCCCUGUCUCCCCCCUCCCCUUCAUUUCACAGGCUUUGGCUUUAAUGGGCUCUGGAGGUUUGCCGGACCUUUCUCUAAGGUAUGACUGAUCUCCGCUCCCGUCAGUUUUUCAUUCUGUGUGAGACUCUCCUGGCUGCAGCGCGGGGGAAUAUUCAGCUUACUAAGCAAUUACAUGACAGCUGUGAAACCAGCCUGCCAAUUGGUGCAGUGAUAUAUGAAGCAUAAAACACACGCACACACAAACACACACGUAGAGCAGCAGGAGAGAGAUUGUAGAUCAUUUUUAUUAGAGUUUUCAGAUAAUACCGAAUCUAACUGCUGAAGAAUUACAGUAAAAACCUUCCUGUGACGGAUGCAGGCAGCACAGCCAUGCAUUGUAUGUUUUGGUUGUUUCCUGCAAUCAAUAUUUCAAACACUUUAAUAUGUUAUUGAAAUACUCGGACAACUCUCUGCUGCUACUGCAGUGCUUGGAAUAACUACCAAAUUAUACCCUAACUCCCUCAAAGCAUAUAAGACCUCACACAUUAUUUGGCAUAAGGAAAAUGUGUUACUCUACACAUCCGAGCCCUGACCUCCGCUCUAAAGCUGUGUUUCCAUCAAGUGGUUUGGUUCAGUUCAGUACAGUUUGCAAAUAUUUGUGUUUCCAUCAACGUGAUAUUAUUUAAUAAUAGAUAUUACUUACCUGCAGGCAACAUGACAAAUAUGAACUUUUCUCCCAUGAAAAUUCAGCUUAAGUCCAGAUAAAAAGCUGUGCAGGUCACUUCUUUUGGGCUGUCCCAGCAUUGUGUGAGAGCAGGAUUUUACAUGUUUUUUACAUGUUGUGCCUGUCGUGUUUCUGCAGCACAGUGAUUCAAUGUCUUACACUGGGUCACUUGUAUUACAUUCCUGUAGAGUUCAUUGUCUUAGUAGCACAAAGGUGUGGUGAUGGCAGAACUGUGUAGCAGGGCUGUUUCAUUAUUACUAUUUGUAAAAGGUCAUUAUAGCAUGUCUCAUUACAGUUUUAAUUUAAUAUUUUGUUUUCGUUAAUUUGAGGUAAUCCUUGGGCCUGUCUGAAGGCGUGCAGUUUAGGACAGGCCCAAAACAUGUGGUUAUGAUUUACUUCCUUGGAGUCAGAAUUCCUGUAGAAGCUGGUAAAGCCUGACUGGUGAGACAUCGAAACACGUGCAAUCAAAUACUAAUUAUGACUCCUCUAAGUGAGUAAUAUUCCAUCAGCUGAGUCUGUUAUUUCCCUUUGAGGUUGACAGAAGUUUGUCAAUAAAAAGGUGGCGUGUUCUAAAGGAAAGGUUUUGAGGUGCAGCGAGAAGGAUCUAGAAGAAUCCAACAGAACAGACUUGGUAAAAAUGGAAUGAAAUAUCCAUUAGUAUGUUAAAGUGAGUCUACAUCACCUGGGAAAAAGAAAAACAUCUUGUUUUUGACAGCUUAGAAUGAGACUUUGAUAUUUAUAAAGGAGCGGGUCCCUUUCCACUGAGGCUGCCAUCUUACACCCCUCAUAUUUCUGACAAGCCAAGAUAUACAGAAUUGAUGUUUCUUCACUCUGGAUUGUUUUCUUGCUUUUUUUAUAUAAAUUUUGUAAAUAUAAAGUCUGAUUUUAGUCUUUUUUUAUUGUUAUAUGACAGAUUUUUGAUUUAUAAUUAAUUGUGAAAGAAGAAUCCUGAUAAAAUUGUACUUUUGAAAACAUUCAAGAAAAAAAAAAAUCCCUUAGGUAAAAUAUCAUUAUGGGCUCUGUAGAAAUAUUUCACAUGAAUCAAAUCUUCCACUUGAACAGAAUGUGGUAAACUCUGUUCAGAUGGAUUAUUGAGUUAAGGAAGUAUCCCCCAAUGUGACAUUCUUUAUCCCUCAUGUUCUCUCUCAGCAAACUCAGAUCCCCGACUACGCCGAGCUGAUCGUGAAGUUCCUGGAGGCGUUGAUUGACAGCUACCUGCCGGCAGCUGACGAGGAGCGAGGGGAGGAGCAGCUGAGGACCCCCACCUCCCCCUACCCCCCCAGCUCCCAGAGCCAGCUCAGCAUCACUGCCAACCUCAACCUGUCCAACUCCAUGACCUCACUGGCCACCUCGCAGCACUCGCCAGGUUUCAAACACACUUAAACACACGUUGAGGCACACACACACACACACACACCUAGACUGAUUGAUGUAGUCUGAAACUCUGUAGCUGAUUCCCGUCACGCUGUAGGACAAUAUUUGGCCGAUGAGGGGUGUAGUACUGUUGCUUAUCUGCGACAAGUGCAUUAUGUUUUUCCCAAUGCACGUCAGUGACAAAGCCACAACUUGCGACCGGAUGAUUUCAGUUUAAUAUUUGAUGUUGUUUGUUGAUCGUUUUUUGCAGCUGUUAAUUUUAAUGCUUCUGAUUCAAAAUCACAGUUCAGCCCGGUCUGGAGACAUGCUUAGAGCAUAUUGAGUAAGAGGUUUCACAGUUUCGAUUAGUUGAAUAAUGAAGUUGCGUCUUUGGGUGGAGGUGUGUUAGGAGGAGGUGUAGGUGUGUGGUGCAUGAGCCAGGAGUAUCUUAAUCAUUGCACGAGUGAUUAGAGAUCACUGCUCAUCACCGGAUUAUUUUAGUGGAGUUAAUUUUCAGGUGAAACUGUCCUUUCAGGAGGAGGAGCUGUGGCAGCUCUAGGAGUCUUAUUAAAUUAGUGUAAACUGUCAUGUGUUGAUAUGGAGGACCUGAGUUCCUGUCACAUAUUUAUCACUGAAAAGCUCCUGGGAUUUCCAUGUGAAAACACAAAGUCUUAAUUCAUUAAACAGGACAUUACAGUGACUUUUCAUCUGGACUUUCAUGCAUUUGUUUCACUUCUGUGUUAAUUUUGUAAAUGAGACCUGAGUGAACAGGAAUGAACUUGAAAAAUGUUUUCAAACCCUUCAACUGCAAACACAGACCCGUGUUUUUGACACUGUCUGAGAGAAAUGUUAGUAUUUGACAAAGAAACAUAAUCUGUGUUUGGUUGUUGUGACUAAAUUUUACUUUUAUUCAUCAAAUAAAAUAAUUAAGCUGCACUAUUUCUUAUAUUUUAGCUACUGCAGCAGACAAAAAAGGAAACUGAAAUCAUACGGCUGAGAGUCUGAACAAAACAGACACAAAAAGCUCUUUCAAAAUGAAGUGCUUUUUUGUUGAGAUAGUGAUCACCCUCUAUGCUCCUACAGCAGUUUCAGUCCCAGUUUGAGACCGUGAACCACCAGUUUGAGAACAGUUCAGUCUGACGAGUUCUCUGUGCAGAUUUUAGAUGAUUAUAAUUCAUGUGCAGCUUUUUCAGAUGUCUUUUUAACCUUCUUUGUUAUGUGUUGUGUCUCUCUCUGCAGGUGUGGAUAAGGAGAACGUCCAGCUCUCCCCCAGUUCUGCUCUGUCCACCGGGGGGCGCACUCGCCACGGCUCGGCCAGUCAGGUUCAAAAGCAGCGCAGUGCCGGCAGCUUCAAGAGACCCAGCAUCAAGAAGAUCGUCUGAACAUCUGGUGAAAACCUGGACCACCCUCCUCUUCCUCCUCCUGUUCAGCUCUCCCCCAGCCUGCCAGGCCUUAUGCUGCACUUCACCUUCUUAUUUCUUCUUCUCCUUCUAUAUCUCUCCCCCCUGUCUCCUUCCUCUUCUUUCUCUUCUUCUUCUUCUUCAAGGUUGAUGCUCUGGCAGGAGCGAUUUUGCAUCGAGGAGGAAUAUCCCAAAGGGCAGACCUGAAUUUUGUGCUGCUUUGCUUUGAGUUGGCACAUGUGGUCUAGGAGUUCUUCUUCUGUGGUGUCUGGAGGUCAUGUGUGAGCUCGUCUCCAGUUGCUGGAUGACGAAGGCCACUCUGACAAACACAAACAGUCCGGUAAUGGAGAAUCUUUGGCUGAAAAACUGUCUUACGUCCCUCAGCCUUCCUUAACACUCCUGUGACAGAUGGCAGAAUAGGGGGGCGGGGCCUCUUGGACACGUGAGCCCCUCCCCCUCGACCCUGUACAUGUUUUACAUAGACAGAUUAUGUAUAACUAGUCCUUAGUGCUGAUUUGAUGUUGCCGUUCUCUCCAUGGUGUGCCUUUGUCAGGGUUUUUCAAUGUGUACGAUUUGUAAAGGUAAACCUUGCCGGGGAUGAAGAACAGGUACUAAUUAUGGAGGUGAGCUGUUCAUAUCACCAUGAGUCCGACACGAGCUGCCUCGCCCGCGGCCUCCAAUGAUCGUCAGAUAUACAAUCAUCCAUAUACCCUGAUGCCUGAGAGUAUUUAUCCUGUACAGCUAGAUAGAGCCUCACUUCUUCUUCUUUUCAAACACUCUAAUGUGUCCAUGCGCAGAACACGAGGGGAAACGCAGCAACAGUGUAAAUAGCUCCACGCUCUCUUUCUUUCUCCGUUUGUUCCUGUGUUUUUGGCUUUUAUUUCUUUCUCUUUUUAUUUAUCUAUCAAUCUGUGCGUUUUAAUUUGUUCACACAGCGACAGAAAAAAGUGUGAAAUAGGCAAUAAUCCUCAACUCACUGAUUUAUCCCGUCAGCCAUUGAUUUUAUUCCUGCAGAACCAUCUGCAGCUCUGUCAACUUGGUGCAAAACAAUGACUCGGUAGAUUCAGCUCUUAUCGAUCACAUCCGGUGAUUAUCUGCAGACAGGAAGGGGCACAAAUCUUCAGCUGUUCACCUCCACAGUCUGAGCUGCAGUCAUAACCCUCAUGGGUCUCUUAAAGGAAAAGUCCACCCUGAAGAAACAGGUUUUGCUGGUUAGAAAUCCUUUUUGCAUUAAAUUGUCGCGUAUUAAACAAAUAAAAUAAGAGAUCAAACUCUUCUCUAAGCAAUUUGCGAAACAGAAUAAUUUUUCCCAAAGCAUCAAAAUGUAAGUAAACAAAAAACUUUUGUUUCCUGGAGUGAGACAAAAAGUUCAAACCUGGUAGAUCAAUUGCCAAAUACACAUCUCUGUAAGCUGCAUCUUUGGCCACAAAAUGGAGAUUUAGUUUCUGUCAUUUUCACUGUUCUCUGGUUUUCCAGAAGAAAAGAAAAUAUCAUUUUUUUCCAAGGAUUCAACUCAAACAGAAAGUUCUGCUUAGCAAGUGAAAAAAAAAGUGAGAAAGUGACAGUGAGUUUCAAAAUGAUCCAGCUACUAAACCCAAAAUCCAAAAUAUUUCAGAUCCAGACUGCAACACUUUUAGCCCAAAAAUGAAAAAGUUAAAACCUUUAUUGUCUCAACACACAUGGCUUAAUACUUUAUUUUUACAUACUGCUAAUGCUGAACCCUAACCUUAGACGAGUCAGACUUCAUGAACAGCACAGGAUACCUUAAACAAAAAUACUAGCCUUAUUCUCUGUGCCACCUCAUCCCAACUAGCACUGAGUCAGCUUAAUGGAAUGAAAUCAAUUGAAGUUAGGGAAAUAUUAGUCUAAACAUCAGUACUGUUAAUUCCCCAGGAUCAUCAUAAUCUUGAAAAAGCUGACACAGAUCGAUCGCACACCUCAGCUGAUGAAUACAAAAUGGUGGAUUUUUCCUUUAAAAGCUUUGAUUUUAGAAUUACUGUCGAUAAUCGAUGUGUAAAACAAACCUGAGCAGAUCUGGAAGCAGCAGAUUCUUUACACCAAAGCUCUGCUCUAAAGGCCACUUUUCCCAGCAUACUGCAGAGUUUGAGGAGGUGGAGUGUUUUAACCUUUCAGGCAGCUGUGGCCUUACACUUCUGUUGAAAGUCUUCACAAAAUAAGCGUGCACAGAUGAUUCACGAGAAACAAGGGUGCGUGAGUGACACUAUUAUUAGAGGCACAAUAAAAUCUGUGUCGUUGUCACUCAAAGGAAUGAAAUAAUGAUGCCAUCUUAAAGUUUAUUGAUCGAUUGAUUAUUUUAUAUUAACUUUCUCAAUCACAGUGUUUCUGUGUAAUCUGCAUUAAAGCGGUCACUGCAGUAUUGACAAAAGAUGACAGCUUCCUGUUUGAAAGCCUGAAGGUUAAAGACACACUGACAGACGUCAAACUCUCAGGUUUGCUGUGAGAACAGUCACCAAGUCGAUCAGUAGCUGCGAAUGGUCUCAUGGAGGAUUGUUUCUCAUCUAAAGCUUCUUUCCUGCCUUAACAUCUAUGCAUGGUAAGAGUUGGGCUGUACAACUCUUUCAUAUUCCUCACAGUUUGAAGAGUUUAUGACACCUUCUGGAAAAUCUGUGAAUUAGUUCUGAUGUUUUUUGUUUUUUGAUUUUGUGGCUUCAUCCAGUCAACACACACCGUGACAAGAUAAAUUCCACAGAAAGGGACAUCAUAAGUGACAUUUUAAGGAACCGACUUCUGUAAUUCAGCCACAAAGAUUGACUUAAAGGGAAGGUUGAUUAUCAGAUUAACAACGGGUUGAAGAAAAACACACUUUUUUUUAUUUGCUUGUCUCAAUCCAGAACCAGAUCUGGGUGUGAUUCUUGUGUUGCUGGAAAGCUUAAACAUCAUUUAGGGUUAACAGAAAGAUCUUUUAAUGAAUCGCUUCAAUUAAUAAUAGUCUGCAGAAUCUCACUAAGAUGAUGGUGAUACUUUCAUGUCUCCCUGAAUCUGCAGAAAAAGCUGUGCUACAUGCCUUUCGGUCUAUUCACUUUGUUUUGGUAGGUGUGUAAAACCCUGUCCUAUAAACACAACAGGAUGUUAAACAAUUCCCCGUUUCUGUUGCUGUGCAAAGCUUUAUUGAACAACUCUUUUGUUAAGUGCAAUCAUUUUCAAGUUUUCUGCCUUGAAAAAGUAACAAUGGUUUCAGUCAAAGCUGUUCCAGAUAAGUCCAAUAAGCUCUUGAUUUGAAGCAGCCAUGCUCGUCAACAAGUCAAAGACACCUGUCACUGUUUUUGUUAAGUUUGUGCAUCACAGGAUUUCACUCAAUCAGUGGCUACACUUAAAAAAAAAACAUUGGAGUAAAAAAGACAGAACAUGCCGUUAUACAAUUUUUCUGCUCUGAUUUGAUUUCCUUAGCCUAAAGAAACCACAUGCAAACAAACACUGCAUGAAGUUCAACACUAACAGGUUGGCUUCUUCAGAGGGAACAAAAAACCUGAAUCAGCUGGAGUAGAUUUAAAAAAGUGUCUCUAAAUGGACCUCUAAACCCUUUUUUAAACAUCUGCAAACACCUUUUGUUUGGUUUUCACGUUUGCCAAAUCUCUUACCAAAUAAAAAAAAAAAGGCUAAAUUUAGUCAUGCUCCUCAUCAAGUAAAACCAGGAGUGUGAUAGACUGUGAUCUCUGUUUUGUUGGACUGAAAACACCCUCGAUGAAUCACCUUUCACAAAGCAUAGGAUUGCUGGUUGGUUUGCUUUUUGAAGGUAUGGAAAACAAUCAGAGCUAUUACAAUUUCACCUUCAAAAAGGGAGUUCAAUUCAUCAAUAUUUCUGUUUAACUGUCAUUUCUCUUUUUUUUUUUGUGGUCGGGCUGAGCAACGCCUUCGGUGAAUCACUGUGUACAGUGCAUAUGAUAACUUGUUUGUCUGCUUUGGAGAGUCUUAGAAAAUAAGCAAUUAGAGCUCCACUAAUUACAAAUUGCCCUAAUACCACUGGGGAGUUUACUGAGGCCUUUGUGUUAUCCAAAUAGCAAACAAAUCAUGGUUAUGUCUGCUUCUCCAAACUGUCACUUUAAUUUCUUACUUCACGUGUAAAUAGUUUGAUCCUGGUUUCAGAGUCAAGCAUGAAGUGAUCACCUUUUAGUCUCAUUUCGUGACAAACAUGCGGGAUGUUUAGGUUGAUAAAAAAAAAAAAUCACAUAAGGGUACAUGAAUUUACAAGUCUCAUUGUCUCUGUUCACCACUUUUCAUUGACUGUCCUCAAAGCUGCACUCCCUGAUCAUCCCCGUAAGCAUCUACAAACCCUGAACCCCAGAGUUAGACCGUUCACCUGGAACAAAACACUACCAGGAAAACCAUCUGUAGACAUGAAGUAUCUUAGCACCGUGUUUGCAGAUCGCCAUUGUUUCCAGGUUUUUAGUUUGACUUGUGUGUGAAUGGAAAUAAUAAGGAUGAUGUAUCCAUAACCUCUUAAACAAGUGGUUGACUUGCACUAAUUUAAAAACAGUCAUGGGUUUGUAAAGAUGAAAAACCUCAUAAUGUGGCAUGUUUUAUUUGAUGUUAUGCAAAAUCCAACGUCUGUAGAGUAAUAGUCCUGAGUUUUGUUUUUAAUGCAGUAUGUGUGACAAUUGUAAAUACUUUGUGUACAAUUUGAGAUGGUAUAUUUACUACACUGUACAUACAUGUGAUAUUGUAUCAUUUUGUUUUUGUAAAGCAGUUAGUUUCUGUAUAAUAAUAUACAAAUUGAACUAUUCCAGUGUUAGUAAUAAAAUGUUUUGCUCUCCACUA